AUGAAGAAGAUAUUCAACUUCACCAAGAAAAAGAAAGGCUUCUCCCCUAACACCUCGGACACUGGGAGUGUGCUGUCUGUGGGCUAUGACUUGAAGGAGAAGGACCUUGGAAAGGUACACAAGGCUGCUUAUGGGGGUGACUUGGCCAAACUGAAGCAGCUGGCCAAGAAGAAUGACAUCAAUCAGCUUGAUAAGGAGAACAGGUACGCAAGAUGAGACUAUUACCAGUUAGUAGCUGGUAUUGCCACUGUUACUUUCUGAGGUCUGUACUUAGACAGUCCUUGUGUAAUGUACUGUAUGCAUGACGAGUGUUUGAGUAUGAUUUCCCCUGUCUCUACCACCCUGCGAUGGACUAGCGUUCUGUCCGGUGCAGGGUGUGUACUUGUAGAUCAAGGUGCCUCGCGCCACAGAUACCGGACAAGGCUAUUUAGACUACUUACUCUUAUUGCCACCCUAUUUCAGGAGGCUACCUCUAGCUCACCCUGUCUGUCACUGACCUUAAGCUUUAGGCUACUUCUAUCCACUUCCCUGUGCUCGCAGCAGGCAGCACAGUUUAUCCUUUAUAUGCUAUUCUUUAUCUUUUAAAGGUCAUGAACAGUCAAAAUCAUGUUUUUCAUGAAAUUGGAUGAUAUUUGGAUAAAACCAAAUCAAAGUAUGAUCAAAAUAUGAAAAAUUACUGUUGCUUCUACAUUGAUAAAGUUUGAUCAUGAAGUUACUGGCCCCUUCCCCAUGUCAAACACUUGGAUUCAGGAGGUGGAACUAUUAACGGUAUAGUGACAUUUGUAUUUGUAUUUAUUAGGGAUUCCCAUUAGCAAGGCAGCAGCUACUCUUCCUGGGGUCUCUAACUCUAAUUUUAAUACACCAACGGUAACAUGAUAUUGUCUUACCUAAUUGAAAUAAGUACUGCCUUGUAACCAACAACGGAGAAGUUGUGUUUGUGGAGGGGCGUGGUUUAUAUAGCUAGAUAGCUACUCUACUGGUGCCACAAUUUGACUGUAAGGUGUCAACAAAUAUAAUUAGAAGUUUACACGAGUCAUCUAUGGCAAAGAUACGCUAUAUACACUACCGUUCAAAAGUUUGGGGUCACUUAGACAUUUCCUUGUUUUCCAUGAAAACAUACAUAAAAUGAGUUUGAAUAGGAAAUAUACCAAAAUGCAUAGGAAAUGUAGUCAUUGACAAGGUUAGAAAUAAUACUUUUUAAUUAAAAUAAUAAUUAUUUCGUCAAAGAAUCCUCCAUUUGCAGCAAUUGCAGACCUUUGGCAUUCUAGUUGUCAAUUUGUUGAGGUAAUCUGAAGAGAUUUCACCCCAUGGUUCCUGAAGCACCUCCCACAAGUUGGAUUGGCUUGAUAGGCACUUUCUUACGUACCAUACGGUCAAGCUGCUCCCACAACAGCUCAAUAGGGUUGAGAUCAGGUGACUGUGCUGGCCACUCCAUUAUAGACAGAAUACCAGCUGACUGCUUCUUCCCUAUAUAGUUCUUGCAUAGAUUGGAGCUGUUCUUUGGGUCAUUGUUCUGUUGUAGGAGAAAAUUGGCUCCAAACAAGCGCCGUCCAGAGGGUAUGGCGUUGCAAAAUGGAGUGAUAGCCUUCCUUCUUCAAGAUCCCUUUUACACUGUACAAAUCUCCCACUUUACCACCACCAAAGCACCCCCAGACCAUCACAUUGCCUCCACCAUGCUUGACAGAUGGCAUCAAGGACUCCUCCAGCAUCUUUUCAUUUGGUCUGUGUCUCACAAAUGUUCUUCUUUGUGAUCCAAACACCUCAAACUUCGAUUCAUCUGUCCAUAAACAUUUUUCCAAUCUUCCUCUGUCCAGUGUCUGUGUUCUUUUGCCCAUCUUUAAUCUUUUGUUUUUAUUGGCCAGUCUGAGAUAUGGCUUUUUCUUUGCAACUCUGCCUAGAAGGUCAGCAUCCUGGAGUCGCCUCUUCACUGUUGACGUUGAGAAUGGUGUUUUGCGGGUACUAUUUAAUGAAGCUGCCAGUUGAGGACCUGUGAGGCGUCUGUUUCUCAAACUAGACACUAAUGUAUUUGUCCUCUUGCUCAGUUGUGCACCGGGCCUCCCACUCCUCUUUCUAUUCUGGUUAGAGCCAGUUUGCGCUGUUCUGUGAAGGGAGUAGUACACAGCGUUGUACGAGAUCUUCAGUUUCUUGGCAAUUUCUUGCAUGGAAUAGCCUUCAUUUCUCAGAACAAAAAUAGACUGACGAGCUUCAGAAGAAAGUUAUUUGUUUCUGGCCAUUUUGAUCCUAUAAUCAAACCCACAAUUGCUGAUGCUCCAGAUACUCAACUAGUCUAAAGAAGGCCAGUUUUAUUGCUUCUUUAAUCAGCACAAUAGUUUUCAGCUGUGCUAACAUAAUUGCAAAAGGGUUUUCUAAUGAUCUUUUAGCCUUUUUAAAAUGAUAAACUUGGAUUAGCAAACACAACGUGCCAUUGGAACACAGGACUGAUGGUUGCUGAUAAUGGGCCUCUGUACGCCUAUAUAGAUAUUCCAUUAAAUAUCAGCCGUUUCCAUCUACAAUAGCCAUUUACAACAUUAACACUGUAUUUCUGAUACAUUUUAUGUUAUUUUAAUGGACAAAAAAUUAGCUUUUCAUUCGAAAACAAGGACAUUUCUAAGUGACCCCAAACUUUUGAACGGUAGUGUGUGUAUAUAUAUAUAUAUAUAUAGGCUGUGUUAUUUUAGUGUUCCCUUAAUUUUUUUGAGCAGUGUAUAUAAAAGGGCUUCAGCACUAUAGUGCGAUUGAGAUGUAAAGUUUUUUUUUUUUUAGCAGUGUAUACACACACACACACACACAACCCCCAUUCGGAAAGUAUUCAGACCCAUUUACUUCCUCAACAUUUUGUUACAUUACAGUCGUAUUCUAAAAUUGAUUAACUUGGUUUUUAGAAAUGUUAGCACAUUUAUUACAAAUAAAAAACGGAAAUAUAACAUUUACAUAAGUAUUCAGACUCUUUACUCAGUACAUUGUUGAAGCACCUUUGGCAGCUAUUACAGCCUCAAGUCUUUUUGGGUAUGACGCUACAAGCUUGGCACACCUGUAUUUGGAGAGUUUCACCUUUGCCCCGGUCUGAGGUCCUGAGCGCUCUGGAGCAGGUUUUCAUCAAGGAUCUCUCUGUACUUUGCCCCAUUCAUCUUUCCCUCGAUCCUGACUAAUCUCCCAGUCCCUGCCGCUGAAAAACAUCCCCACAUCAUGAUGCUGCCACCUCCAUGCUUCACCAUAGGGAUGGUGCCAGGUUCUUCUAGAUGAGACACUUGGCAUUCAGGCCAAAGAGUUCAAUGUUGAUUUCAUCAGACCAGAGAAUCUUGUUUCUCAUGGUCUGAGAGUCCUUUAGGUGCCUUUUGGCCUACUCCAAGCGGGCUGUCGUGUCUUUUACUGAGUAGUGGCUUUCGUCUGGCAACUCUACUUCAAAGGCCUGAUUGGUGGAGUGCUGCAGAGAUGGUUGUCCGUCUGGAAGGUUAUCCCAUCUCCACAGAGGGACUAUGGAGCUCUGUCAGAGUGACCAUCGGGUUCUUGGUAACCUCCUGUCACAGAUAUAUGUGUGUGUGUAUAUGUAUGCAUAUAUAUAUAUAUAUAUAUAUAUAUAUAUAUAUAUAUAUACAUACAUACAUACAUACAUACAUACAUACAUACAUACAUACAUACAUACAUACAUACAGUGGGGAGCACAAGUAUUUGAUACACUGCCGAUUUUUCAGGUUUUCCUACUUACAAAGCAUGUAGAGGUCUGUAAUUUUUAUUUUAGGUACACUUCAACUGUGAGAGACGGAAUCUAAAACAAAAAUCCAGAAAAUCACAUUGUAUGAUUUUUAAGUAGUUAAUUUUGCAUUUUAUUGCAUGACAUAAGUAUUUGAUCACCUACCAACCAGUAAGAAUUCCGGCUCUCACAGACCUGUUAGUUUUUCUUUAAGAAGCCCUCCUGUUCUCCACUCAUUACCUGUAUUAACUGCACCUGUUUGAACUCGUUACCUGUAUAAAAGACACCUGUCCACACACUCAAUCAAACAGACUCCAACCUCUCCACAAUGGCCAAGACCAGAGAGCUGUGUAAGGACAUCAGGGAUAAAAUUGUAGACCUGCACAAGGCUGGGAUGGGCUACAGGACAAUAGGCAAGCAGCUUGGUGAGAAGGCAACAACUGUUGGCGCAAUUAUUAGAAAAUGGAAGAAGUUCAAGAUGACGGUCAAUCACCCUCGGUCUGGGGCUCCAUGCAAGAUCUCACCUCGUGGGGCAUCAAUGAUCAUAAGGAAGGUGAGGGAUCAGCCCAGAACUACUUGGCAGGACCUGGUCAAUGACCUGAAGAGAGCUGGGACCACAGUCUCAAAGAAAACCAUUAGUAACAAACUACGCCGUCAUGGAUUAAAAUCCUGCAGCGCACGCAAGGUCCCCCUGCUCAAGCCAGCGCAUGUCUGAAGUUUGCCAAUGACCAUCUGGAUGAUCCAGAGGAAGAAUUGGAGAAGGUAAUGUGGUCUGAUGAGACAUAAAUAGAGCUUUUUGAUCUAAACUCCACUCGCCGUGUUUGGAGGAAGAAGAAGGAUGAGUACAACCCCAAGAACACCAUCCCAACCGUGAAGCAUGGAGGUGGAAACAUCAUUCUUUGGGGAUGCUUUUCUGCAAAGGGGACAGGAUGACUGCACCGUAUUGAGGGGAGGAUGGAUGGGGCCAUGUAUCGCGAGAUCUUGGCCAACAACCUCCUUCCCUCAGUAAGAGCAUUGAAGAUGGGUCGUGGCUGGGUCUUCCAGCAUGACAACGACCCGAAACACACAGCCAGGGCAACUAAGGAGUGGCUCCAUAAGAAGCACCUCAAGGUCCUGGAGUGGCCUAGCCAGUCUCCAGACCUGAACCCAAUAGAAAAUCUUUGGAGGGAGCUGAAAGUCUGUAUUGCCCAGCGACAGCCCCGAAACCUGAAGGAACUGGAGAAGGUCUGUAUGGAGGAGUGGGCCAAAAUCCCUACUGCAGUGUGUGCAAACCUGGUCAAGACCUACAGGAAAUGUAUCAUCUCUGUAAUUGCAAACAAAGGUUUCUGUACCAAAUAUUAAGUUCUGCUUUUCUGAUGUAUCAAAUACUUAUGUCAUGCAAUAAAAUGCAAAUGAAUUACUUAAAAAUCAUACAAUGUGAUUUUAUGGAUUUUUGUUUUAGAUUCCGUCUCUCACAGUUGAAGUGUACCUAUGAUAAAAAUUACAGACCUCUACAUGCUUUGUAAGUAGGAAAACCUGCAAAAUCGGCAGUGUAUCAAAUACUUGUUCUCCCCACUGUGUAUAUAUGUGUGUGUGUGUGUGUGUGUGUGUGUUUCUGUUGGGUGGAGUAAAUAAAACCCUUAAUACGUAUUCAUGUGCCUCUCUUCUAAUCAUUAUACAACGUGACAGAAUAAUCAACCCAAUAAAAUGGAGACCGCAGGAAAGGCAAGGCUGACGACCAUCGUAGAAACAGUCCAGCAUCAUGAGGCUCCAGUCUCGGCAGGGCCAUUUACAGCGUGCUGGCAACCAUCCUGCGGUUGGAGGGAAAAGUGCAGUCCAUCCAGUACCGGUUCCGGCACCAGCCCGAACACGACCACUACCUGCCUAUGUCCCAUCUGAGCCCGUCCUCGGAUCCCCCUGUCCCUUCCGGAGCGCUUUGAUGGUGUGCCAGCGAGAUGCAAGGGAUUCCUUCUGCAAUGCGACCUGUACCUCGCUCGCUACGCCAAGGCUGUCUCCAAGAGAGACAAAGUUGCCACAGUCAUCUUGUCACUGACCGGAAGGGACCUGGACUGGGAUGCCGUGGUCUUGGAAACUGGCGGACCCGAGGUCGAGUCCUGCGAGCGCUUCACCGUCCUCUUCCGCUCGGUGUUUGAUCAUCUUGUGGAGGGCAGAGAGGGGGUUGAGCGUCUACUCCGACUACGACAGGGAUCUAGGUCCGUCUCGGAGUUCGCCCUGGAGUUCCGGACCAUCACAGCCUCAACCGGAUGGAACGAGUCGGCUCUGGUCAUCGUUUUCCACAGCAGACUGCUGGAGGAGGGACAGUUAGCCUGUUUUGAUGACAACCUGUCACUCUACCAGCUUAUCAGCAUGACGAUCCAGUUGGAAAACCUCCUGCGUUCCCGACAAAGACCUGAGUGGAAUCCGGAGAAUAUGACUAGACCUGUACCUUGGCCAGAGCCGAUGGAGGUGGGCUCUGCACGUUUGCCCGAGGCAGAGCGUAGGAGGAAUCUGGGUUGGUCGCAGGAGUUUCAGAGGAGGUGUCUCGCGGAAUCUGUCAACACCACUACAGUGGAAAGUCCGGACCACCACUCAAGUGGAUUUACCGGAGGAAUACCAGGAUCUGGAACGGGCUUUCUCUAAGACCCAGCCUACAUGUCUGCCUCCUCAUCGCCCCUGGGACUGUGCCAUUGACCUGCUAUCUGACGCAGUCCUCCCGAGAGGACAUGUCUAUCCCCUCUCCUACGCGGAGACCGAGGCCAUGGAGACCUACGUACAGGAGAGCCUCCAGCAGGGUUUUAUCCGCCCCUCUGUCACAGCCUCCUGAAACUUAUUUUUUGUUAAGAAGAAAGAUGGGGGAAUGGGCCCUGCAUUGAUUAUCGAACGCUGAACAAAUUCACCUUUAAGUUCAGCUAUCCGUUACCCCUCAUCCUAACCAUCAUCAAACAAAUGCACGGGGCGCAGUACUUCACGAAACUGGACUUGAGGAACGCCUACAAUUUGGUGCGCAUUCGUACAGGCGAUGAAUGGAAAACAGCCUUUUCCAUGACCAUGGGGCGUUACGAGUAUCUCGUAAUGCCCUUUGGCCUGUCUAAUGCUCCUUCAGUCUUCCAGGCCUUUAUUAACAAAGUGUUUCGGGACAUGCUGGGACAGGGUGUUGUGGUUUAUAUAGACAACAUUUUGGUAUAUUCUGCUGCAGCAUGUCUCGUUAGUCAGGUCUGUGCUGGGAAGACUGUUGGAGCGUGAUCUCUAUAUUAAACAAGAUAAAUGUUAGUUUUUCCAGCGGUCCGUGUCCUUUUUGGGCUACGUCAUAUCCUCGGAGGGAGUGGAGAUGGAGGAGCAACGCGUCAGAUCAUGGCCCAUCCCGAACUCCGUGAAAGCAGCCCAGCGAUUCCUGGGGAUCAGCAACUAUUUCCGGAGGUUCAUCCAGGGCUUCAGCACAGUGGUCGCGCCUCUUACCUCCCUGCUGAGAGGAGGUCCCCAGCGGUUUCGUUGGAUGGAGGAGGCGUGCCAGCACGCUUCACCACUGCUCCCGUGCUGGCACAUCCCGACCCCUCACUCCCCUUCAUUCAUGAGUUGGAUGCCUCCGAAGUAGGAGUCGGGGCAGUGCUGUCCCAGUGCACCAGAACUCCUCCAAAACUGCGGCCCUGCGCCUUCUACUCCAAGCAGCUGAGCCCCGCCCAGAGGAACUACGAUGUAGGGGACUGGGAACUCUUGGCGGUCAAGUAGGCUCUGAAGGUGUGGAGGCACUGGCUGGAAGGGUCCAAACACCCUUUUCUGGUGUGGACGGACCACCGCAACUUGUAGUAUAUUAGGGCAGCGAAGAGGCUAAACCCGAGACAGGCCAGGUGGGCUCUAUUCUUCGCUAGGUUCCAAUUCACGCUUUCCUAUAGGCCAGGCUCAAAGAAUGUGAAGGUGGAUGCCCUGUCUCGCCUCUAUGACGCAGGGAGAGGAAACCCCCAUCGUCCCUCCGUUCUGUAUCAUUGCGCUAGUGAUGUGGCAUGUGGACGCCGACAAAUGGCAGGCCCUGCGUACGGAACCCGCACCUGCACAGUUCCCAGAGAACCGAGCCCACGGUUGUGUGGGACCGCCUCCUUUCCUGGGCGCACAUGGCGCCUAUGUCAGGUCAUCCUGGGAUAGGCCGUACCAUCGCCUGCCUGACUGAGAAGUACUUGUGGCCCACCUUGGCUAAGGACACCUCCCUGAAAGCUUCUUCCCCUGCCGGUUCCACAACGACCCUCUUGGUAGACUUUGUCACUGACCUCCCCCCCCCCCCCCCCCCCCCCUCCCAGGGGAACACCGCCGUUCCAGCCCAGGUUCCUGAGGUGUUACUGCCGGGGGAGUGGGCGGAUUUUCUACCUUGGGCUGAGUACUCACAGAAUUCUCUCCGCCACUCCUCCACUAACCUUACUCCUUUCCAGUGCGUGUUGGGGUAUCAGCCGGCCCUGGCACCUUGGCAUCCGAGCCAGACCGAGGCCCCUGCGGUGGACGAGUGGUUUCGGCUCGCUGAGGAGAUCUGGAACGCUGCGCACACUCGUCUCCAGCGGGCCGUGCGUCGGCACAAGGAACAGGCCGACCGCCACCGCAUGAGGCGCCUGUUUUCUCUCCAGGCGACCAGGUCUGUCUCUCCACCAGAACCUGCCCCUCUGCUUGCCCUGCCGGAAGCUGAGCCCGUGUUUUGUGGGGCCGUUCAAAGUCCUGAGUAGUGUUAAUGAGGUAACGAACCGUGUGCAACUCCCUGUUGAUUACCGCAUUAACCCAACUUUUCAUGUGUCUCUCCUCAGGCCAGUGGUGCCUGGUCCCCUCGCUGAGGCUGGACCCAGUGACGCCACGCCUCUUCCUCUGGACAUCGAGGGAGGUCCGGCGUACUCGGUCUGUGAAGUCCUGGAUUCGAGGCGUCGGGCGGGGUGUCUCCAGUAACUCAUCGACUGGGAAGGGUACGGCCCAGAGGAGCGGUGCUGGGUUCCUGCGUUGGACAUUUUGGAUGCUUCGCUGACCACAGAUUUUCACUGUCGGCGGCCUGACCGACCUGCACCGUGUCCCUGUGGUUGUCCCCGAGGCCGGUGUCGUCCCGCUGCUGGUGCAGCGUUUCGUGGGGGGGGUACUGUCACUGAUCCCUCCCGGUACUGCUGCUCAUUCCGUUCACUAGUUCCGGAGGUCUACGUCACCGGCUUUCUAGGCGUCACUGACAUGGAUCAUUACCACCAACCCCGUUAUGCACACCUGGUUCCCAUUUACCCGGAUUUGUAUGUGUAUAUGUGUGCCCUCUGUCACCCAUUGUCCUUGUCAAUUAUUGUCCCAUGUCCGUUGGUCUCGUGAGAACCGUGUAUUGUGCUCUUGUUGUUUUUGGGUCUUGUUCCGUGUAUUGUGUAGAGGUUACACCUCGCUCUUUGUUUGGGUUACAUCCCUUUGGUGUAUAUAUAUAUAUACGUGUUUGUGUUGGGUGGAGUAAAUAAAACCCCUAAUACAAAUUCCUGUGCCUGUCUUCUAAUCAUUAUACAACGUGACACCUCCGUGACCAAGGCCCUUCUCCCCCGAUUGCUCAGUUUCGUCGGGUGGCCAGCUCUAGGAAGAGUCUUAGUGGUUCCAAACUUCUUUCAUUUAAGAGUGAUGGAGGCCACUGUGUUCUUGGGGACCUUCAAUGCUGCAGAUAUUUUUUGGUAACCUUGCCCAGAUCUGUGCCUCAACACAAUCCUGUCUCGUGCUCAACUAACAAUUCCUUCGACCUCAUGGCUUGGUUUUUGCUCUGACAUGCACUUUCAACUAUGGGACCUUGUAUAGACAGGUGUGUGUGCCUUUCCAAAUCAUGUCCAAUCAAUUUAAUUUACCACAGGUGGACUCCAAUCAAGUUGUAGAAACAUUUCAAGGAUGAUAAAUGGAAACACAAUGCAUCUGAGCUCAAUUUUGAGUCUCAUAGCAAAGGGUCUGACUACAUAUGUAAAUAAGGUAUUUCUGUCUCUUAUUUAGUAUAAAUGUGCAAACAUUUCUAAAACGUGUUUUCACUUUGUUAUUAUGUGGUAUUGUGUGUAGAUUGAUGAGGAUGUAAAGUAAUUUAAUCCAUUGUAGAAUAAGGCUGUAACUAAACAAAACGUGGAAAAAGUGAAGGGGUUUGUAUGCUUUCCGAAUGCACUCUGUGUGUGUGUGUGUGUGUGUGUGUGUGUGUACAGUUGAAGUCAGAAGUUUACAUGCACUUAGGUUGGAGUCAUUAAAACUCAUUUUUCAACCACUCCACACAUUUCUUGUUAACAAACUAUUAUUUUGGCAAGUGGGUUAGGAUAUUACUUUCUGCAUGACACAAGUAAUUUUACCAACAAUUGUUUACAGACAGAUUAUUUCACUUAUAAUUCACUGUAUCACAAUUCCAGUGGGUCAGAAGUUUACAUACACUAUGUUGACCGUGCUUUUAAACAGCUCGGAAAAUUCCAGAAAAUGAAGUCAUGGCUUUAGAAGCUUCUGAUAGGCUAAUUGACAUAAUUUGAGUCAAUUGGAGGUGUACCUGUGGAUGUAUUUCAAGGCCUACCUUCAAACUCGGUGCCUCUUUGCUUGACAUCAUGGGAAAAUCAAAAGAAAUCAGCCAAGACCUCAGGAAAAAAAAUGGUAGACCUCCACAAGUCUGGUUCAUCCUAGGGAGCAAUUUCCAAACACCUGAAGGUACCACGUUAAUCUGUACAAAUAAUAGUACGCAAGUAUAAACACCAUGGGACCACGCAGCCGUCAUACCGCUCAGGAAGGAGACGCGUUCUGUCUCCUAGAGAUGAACGUACUUUGGUGUGAAAAGUGCAAAUCAAUCCCAGAACAACAGCAAAUGACCUUGUGAAGAUGCUGGAGGAAACAGGUACAAAAGUAUCUAUAUCCACAGUAAAACAAGUCCUAUAUCGACAUAACCUGAAAGGCCACUCAGCAAGGAAGAAGCCACUGCUCCAAAACCGCCAUAAAAAAGCCAGACUACGGUUUGCAACUGCACAUGGGGACAAAGAUCUUACUUUUUGGAGAAAUGUCCUCUGGUCUGAUGAAACAAAAAUCUAACUGUUUGGCCAUGGAGGAAAAAGGGGGUUUCUUGCAAGCCGAAGAACACCAUCCCAACUGUGAAGCACGGGGGUGGCAGCAUCAUGCUGUGGGGGUGCUUUGCUGCAGGAGGGACUGGUGCACUUCACAAAAUAGAUGGCAUCAUAAGGAAGGAAAAUUAUGUGGAUAUAUUGAAGCAACAUCUCAAGACAUCAGUCAGGAAGUUAAAGCUUGGUCGCAAAUGGGUCUUCCAAAUGGACAAUGACCCCAAGCAUACUUCCAAAGUUGUGGCAAAAUGUCUUAAGGACAACAAAGUCAAGGUAUUGGAGUGGCCAUCACAAAGCCCUGAACUCAAUCCUACAGAAAAUGUGUGGGCAGAACUGAAAAAGCAUGUGCGAGCAUGGAGGCCUACAAACCUGACUCAGUUACACCAGCUCUGUCAGGAGUAAUGGGCCAAAAUUCACCCAACUUAUUGUGGGAAGGUUGUGGAAGGCUACCCGCAAUGUUUGACCCAAGUUAAACCAUUUUUAAAGGCAAUGCUACUAAAUACUAAUUGAGUGUAUGUAAACAUCUGACCCACUGGGAAUGUGAUGAAAUAAAUAAAAGCUGAAAUAAAUCUUUCUCUCUACUAUUAUUCUGACAUUUCACAGUCUUAAAAUAAAGUGGUGAUCCUAACUGACCUAAGACAGGGAAUUUUACUAGGAUUAAAUGUCAGGAAUUGUGAAAAACUGAGUUUAAAUGUAUUUGGCUAUAUAUAUAUAUAUAUAUAUAUAUAUAUAUAUAUUAUUAUUUUUUUUUUUACACACAGAGGUUAAAUAAUAGGUGAUGCUCUCUCUUUCAUUCACUCUUGUGGCUUUAUGUUGUUAACUUUAAACAAUUUUUAUACGUGCAUGGUGUAGCCUAGGUGUAGCUACAAAUCAAGCCAGAGUGAUAACAUUUCGUUGCCGUUGCAGGGCUCCAGACUAACAUUUUCCCCUGGUGGCACUGGUGCCACUAACUUUUUCAGUUGGUGGCACCAGCCCAUGUUUUGGUGGCACCCAAAAAAAUCUGCAGCGUCGCACAAUAUAAUACAUUAUAGUCAUCUUAUAAAGUCAUUAUAGUCAUUCACAAUGCUUUAUUAAGAAGUGUAAUAGGCUAUUGAGAUGGUAUUCAAUAAAUAAGUUGAUACAUCUAACAUGUCCAAGCAGGAGUGCAUGAUUCAAAAUAGUUGAAUAUUCAACCUAAUCCAGUGAUUGUCAUGAAUUUUGUCUUGACAAUUAGGCUAUUUUUUUUAAAUAUUUUACUCUCAAAAUAGGGCUCCAGAAUUUUCAGAUUUUUUUGUUCAAUAGAGAUGAAUGUGCACUAAUAUUAUAUAUAGUCCUAAUUCAAUUGGUGUUAAUUCACCACCUGAGGAAAAGGAAACUCAACACAUUAGCUAGAUUGCUUACUCUAAAUCUAAUGCUUCUGUUAGUAGCCAUUCAUGAAUCUAACUGUAAAUGUAAUAUCCUAAUAAUACUUUGCAAUGAGGCCUAGUACACUCGCGAUUGCCGAUGUGCAAUUUCAUAUUUCAAAGCCGUAUCAGAUAUCUCGAUUGUAAAUCAGUGUGGUUUGAGCGCAAUAUAUUUAUACCUUUUGAAAUGUUAUGCAAUCCCGAGGGGCACAUGAGGGGGGGAGAGUGAGUGUGAUGGGCUCGCUCAGCAGCCGGCCCCAGCGAAACAGGCAUGCACAGUGGUAGGGCAGACACUUUUAUUAUAGGAAUUAUGAGGAUAAUGCACUUUACUGUUAACAAAUUCAAGGUUUUAUCCUCCUAAAAAAUAAGUUGUUUUGAUUUGAUGGGCACCAGGUAGAAUGUGUAGCUCACACCAGUGCGACUACAAGUUGUGAUGCAAUAACUUGUAAUGGAGGGCCAAAGGACUGUUUGCCACUUACAUGUCACCCUUGUUCACAUUUCAGAACAGCACUUCACAUUGCCUGUGCCAAUGGACAUGCAGACGUGGUCCAGUUCCUGGUUGAGAGCAAAGCCAAGCUCAACCUAUGCGACAAUCAAAACAGAUCCCCCUUGAUGAAGGUACUGUGUCCUAUUUUUGCUUUGUCAGUGGACGGAAGAAUCCAGCAUUUUAAAAACAGAUUUGAGGAUAAAAUAUGAUAGUUGAUUGACCAUCUCAAUUCAGACAUGGUAGGCAUAUGUGUAGCCUAUAUUAUUCUUAUGGAUUGCAUAUACAUUUACACCUGGGUGGUAUUCAUUAGGGCACACUGGGAGGUGAAUGUUUCCAUUCAAGCACAAUUUGAUACGCAUUUAGAUACAGUGCAUUCAGAAAGUAUUCACACCCCUUGACUUGUUCCAAAUUGUGUCUUAGUUUGAAUAAAAAAUAUACAGGCGUCCUUCCUAACUCAGUUGCCGGAGAGGAAGGAAACCGCCCGUGGAUUUCACAAUGAGGCCAAUGGUGACUUUAAAACAGUUAAAGAGUUUAAUGGCUGUGAUGGGAGAGAACUGAGGAUGGAUCAACAACAUUGUAGUUACUUCACAAUACUAACCUAAUUGACAGAGUGAAAAGAAAGAAGCCUGUAUAGAAUACAAAUAUUCCAAAACAUGCAUCCUGUUUGCAAUAAGGCAAAAUAAUGUGGCGAAGCAAUUCACUUUUUGUCCUGAAUACAUAGUGUUAUGUUUGGGGAAAAUCCAAUGCAACACAUUACUGAGUACCGCUCUCCAUAUUUUCAUACAUUCACAUCGAUGGGGCUGUAGUGGAGCGGGUCGAGAGCUUAAAGUUCCUUGGCGUCCACAUCACUAACAAACUAUCAUGGUCCAAACACACGAAGACAGUUGUGAAAAGGGCAUGACAACUCCUAUUCUGCUUCAGGACACUGAAAAGAUUUGGCAUGGGUCCUCAGAUCCUCAAAAAGUUAUACAGCUGCACAAUCGAGAGCAUCCUGACUGGUUGCAUUGGUAUGGCAACCACUCGGCAUCCGACCGCAAGGUGCUACAAAGGGUAGUGCGUAAGGCCCAGUACAUCACUGGCUAAUGCCAUCUUUAUACCAGGCGGUGUCAGAAGAAGGCCCUAAAAAUUGUCAAAGACUCCAGCCACCCUAGUCAAAGACUGUGUUCUCUGCUACCGCACGUCAAGCAGUACUGGAGUGCCAAGUCUAGGUCCAAAAGGCUCCUCAACAGCUUCUAACCCCAAGCCAUUAGAGUGCUAAACAGUUAAUCAAAUGGCUACCCAGACUAUUUGCACAGACCCCUUUUUUACGCUGCUGCUACUCGCUGUUUAUUAUCUAUGCAUACAGUGGCUUGCGAAAUUAUUCACCCCCAUUGGCAUUUUUCCUAUUUUGUUGCCUUACAACCUGGAAUUAAAAUCGGGCUUGUAUCAUUUGAUUUACACAAUAUGCCUACGACUUUGAAGAUUCAAAACAUUUUUUUGUUGUUGAAACAAACAAGAAAUAAGACAAAAAAACAGAACUUGAGCGUGCAUAAAACUAUUCACCCCCCCAAAGUCAAUACUUUGUAGAGCCACCUAUGCAUCAAUUAUAGCUGCAAGUCUCUUGGGGUAUGUCUGUAUAAGCUUGGCACAUCUAUCCACUGGGAUUUUUGCCCAUUCUUCAAGGCAAAACUGCUCCAGCUCCUUCAAGUUGGAUGGGUUCCGCUGGUGUACAGCAAUCUUUAAGUCAUACCACAUAUUCUCAAUUGGAUUGUGGUCUGGGCUUUGACUAGGCCAUUCCAAGACAUUUAAAAGUUUCCCCUUAAACCACUCGAGUGUUGCUUUAGCAGUAUGCUUAAGGUCAUUGUUCUGCUGGAAGGUGAACCUCCAUCCCAGUCUCAAAUCUCUGGAAGACUGAAACAGGUUUCCCUCAAGAAUUUCCCUGUAUUUAGCGCCAUCCAUAAUUCCUUCAAUUCUGACCAGUUUCCUAUUCCCUGCCGAUGAAAAACAUCCCCACAGCAUGAUGCUGCCACCACCAUGCUUCACUGUGGGGAUGGUGUUCUCGGGGUGAUGAGAGGUGUUUGGUUUGCGCCAGACAUAGCGUUUUCCUUGAUGGCCAAAAAGCUCAAUUUUAGUCUCAUCUGACCCGGAGUACCUUCUUCCAUAUGUUUGGGGAGUCUCCCACAUGCCUUAUGGCGAACACCAAACAUGUUUGCUUAUUUCUUUCUUUAAGCAAUGGCUUUUUUCUGGCCAAUAUUCCGUAAAGCCCAGCUCUGUGGAGUGUAGGGCUUAAAGUGGUCUUAUGGACAGAUACUCCAAUCUCCACUGUGGAGCUUUGCAGCUCCUUCAGGGUUAUCUUUGGUCUCUAUGUUGCCUCUCUGAUUAAUGCCCUCCUUGCCUGGUCCAUGAGCUUUGGUGGGCGGCCCUCUCUUGGCAGGUUUGUUGUGGUGCCAUAUUCUUUCAAUUUUUUAAUAAUGGAUUUAAUGGUGCUCUGUUGGAUGUUCAAAGUUUCUGAUAUUUUUCUAUAACCCAACCCUGAUCUGUACUUCUCCACAACUUUGUCCCUGACCUGUUUGGAGAGCUCCUUGGUCUUCAUGGUGCCGCUUGCUUGGUGAUGCCCCUUGCUUAGUGGUGUUGCAGACUCUGGGGCCUUUCAGAACAGAUGUGUGUAUAUGUAUGUAUAUAUAUAUAUAUAUAUAUAUAUAUAUAUAUAUAUAUAUAUAUAUAUAUAUACUGAGAUCAUGUGACAGAUCAUGUGACACUUAGAUUGCACACAGGUGGACUUUAGUUAACUAAUUAUGUGACUUCUGAAGGUAAUUGGUUGCACCAGAUCUUAUUUAGGGGCUUCAUAGCAAAGGGGGUGAAUACAUAUGCACGCACCAAUUUUCCGUUAUUUAUUUUUUAGGCUACACAAAAGAUAGCCCUGUGUGGUAAAAUACCAAGUCUAUAUUAUGGCUAGAACAGCUCAAAUAAGCAAAGAGAAACGACAGUCCAUCAAUACUUUAAGACAUGAAGGUCUGUUUCAAAAACUUCAAAUGCAGUCGCAAAAACCAUCAUGCGCUAUGAUGAAACUGGCUCUCAUGAUGACCGCCACUGGAAAGGAAGACCCAGAGUUACCUCUGCUGCAGAGGAUAAGUUCAUUAGAGUUACCAGCCUCAGAACUUGCAGCCCAAAUAAAUGCUUCAGAGUUCAAGUAACAGACACAUCUCAACAUCAACUGUUCAGAGGAGACUGUGUGAAUCAGGCCUUUAUGGUCGAAUUGCUGCAAAGAAACCACUACUAAAGGACACCAAUAAGAAGAAGAGACCUACUGGGCCAAGAAACACAAGCAAUGGACAUUAGACUGGUGGGAAUAUGUCAUUUGGGCUAGAGUCCACGUUAACAUGAUGCAGCCGAGACUCCCAUUGCAAGCUAGCAAUGAGUAAGUGGAGCAGGCACGGUGCGCACUAUAUAAUAAGGGGUCUGCUGCGCUGAUAGACAUGCGUGAUCGGUGAGACACAUUUGCCAGAAAUACCAAAAGUAACAAAUUCUAGUACCAAACCGUUUUUAAUGUUCUAGUAUCAAAGUACCAACGUUUUGGUAUACCGAGCAACACUAUUUGGUAGGCAAGAUGUUUGUCAACUUGUCUAUCAUUAGAUAAUGCAGCUUCUCUUCUGUCAUUACUUGAUGCUGUACAAUACUAAUUUGGCCUUGCUCACAAGAAUGACGUCAUAUAUACAUGGAGUGAAUGCAUCAUUAACAAUAUAGUUGACAUCGAUAAAGUUUUCUGUUUAAUUUCUGCUUCCUUCGAGGAGUGAAGACAUUUAGGGACCGGGGAGAUUUUCCAUGCAGAAUUCCCAAAUUCCAUCAGUUUUAAGGAAAUGAAAAGCUGUGAAAAUGAUCCAUUAUGUUUCUGAUAGUAUUUUAGUGUUUCUUGGAUGCAUAUUUUAUGUGGUUGAAAGUAAAAUACUGUCAGCUUUUAUGUCAAUUUUUUGGGGGGGCAUAUUUAGGCUACACAACACAGACCCUAAGCGCGCAUUCUUAUUUUCUCAACAUGAAAUAAAUAAAUCAUUGUUCCUGAGAACUAUUACAUUUGGUCUAUAAUUUUACUGUAAGAAACACGUAAUUCUGCAGUAUUUAAUAUUAUAAUCUUAGUGUCCAAACUGGGAUAGGAGCUUAUUCGGGUUAUUGUAAACGGGAUAUGAUGUUUGUGUCAACUCUAACGGGUUAUUGGUGUGCAUGUAAACAUGUUCAGUGGCUGUCAUAUGCAUUUAUAUGCUUACAGUGCCUUGCAAAAGUAUUCAUCCCCCUUGGCGUUUUUCCAAUUUUUUUGCAUUAUAACCUGUAAUUUUAAAUGGAUUUUUUUUUGAAUUUCAUGUAAUGGACAUACACAAAAUAGUCCAAAUUGGUGAAGUGAAAUGAAAAAAAUAAAUUGUUACAAAAAAUUCAAAAACAUAAAUAACGGAAAAGUGGUGCUUUACUAUGAAGCCCCUAAAUAAGAUCUGGUGCAACCAAGUCCACCUGUGUGUAAUCUAAGUGUCACAUGAUCUCAGUAUAUAUACAUCUGUUCUGAAAGGCCCCAGAGUCUGCAACACCACUAAGCAAGGGGCACCACCAAGCAAGCGGCAUCAUGAAGACCAAGGAGCUCUCCAAACAGGUCACGGACAAAGUUGUGGAGAAGUACAGAUCAGGGUUGUGUUAUAAAAAAAAUAUCAGACACUUUGAACAUCCCACGGAGCACCAUUUUAAAUCCAUUAUAAAAAAAUGGAAAGAAUAUGGCACCACAACUUGAGACUGGGACCGAGGUUCACCUUCCAGCAGGACAAUGACCCUAAGCAAACUGCUAAAGCAACACUCUAGUGGUUUAAGGGGAAACUUUUAAAUGUCUUGGAAUGGCCUAGUGAAAGCCCAGACCUCAAUCCAGUUGAGAAUCAGUGGUAUGACUUAAAGAUUGCUGUACACCAGCGGAACCCAUCCAACUUGAAGGAGCUGGAGCAGUUUUGCCUUGAAGAAUGGGCAACAAUCCCAGUGGCUAGAUAUGCCUAGCUUAUAAAGACAUAUCCCAAGAGACUUGCUGCUGUAAUUGCUGCAAAAGGUUGCUCUACAAAGUAUUGACUUUGGGGGUGGGGGGGGUGAAUAGUUAUGCACGCUCAUGUUUUCUGUUUUUUUCUUCUUAUUUCUUGUUUGUUUUACAAUAAAACAUAGUUUGAAUCUUCAAAGUGGUAGGCAUGUUGUGUAAAUCAAAUGAUACAAACCCCCCCCCAAAAUUCAUUUUAAUUCUAGGUUGUAAGGCAACAAAAUAGGAAUAAUGCCAAGGGAGGUGAAUACUUUCACAAGCCACUGUAGUUCGAUAUUGGUUACUAAAGGAGAGGACACAUCUAUUCAGUCACAAAAGAGAGGGGGAAAAUAAUUAAAUGAUAAAAAAAAACAUUUACAAUUUUAACAGUGAAGUUAGGUAAGUUGGAAGCUUGGAACAGCUUUAUAAACAAAAUAGCGUAAAGACGUCAUCUACAUUACUUCAAAGAGGUCCAGCCAACCUUUUGUUAAAGAAUACAGUGAUGAGUACGAAAAGUGCCUUUUGUGAUAAAACAAAGGGCGCUAUAAUAAACGGAGUAGUGGCAGCUGCAAUUUGAUAAAUAGUAUCACUAUAAUCAAGAACAGGUCGAUCUACCUUUAACAUUUUUGCAAAACUCUUGCAAUGGCAAACGUUGUGGAUUGUUGCAGAUAUAUAAAUGUCAUGAAUGGAACUGAUGUGAUUCCUAAUUCUAGAUGUCAGAGUUAUGUUUUUGUACAAAACAUAUUUCUAUCUUAAUGUUCCUCUCCUCCGUACCCCUGGCAGGCAGUUCAGUGCCAGCAGGAGCGCUGCGUGGCCACGCUACUGGAGCAUAAUGCCGAGACUAAUUUGGUGGACAUCAACGGCAACACUGCCCUGCACCUGGCCUCCUGCAUCCCUGCCUUUUCCACCGCUAUGCUGCUGCUGGAGCAUGAGGCCAAUGUCAACGCCCAGAACAAGGUGAGCCGUGGGGCUGUAGGUGGCCCAGCCCAGGGCCAGAACCACCACUCCUCCCCUGGAUCUGUGUCGAUUGUAGUAGGAGCAAUAUGGUGGUAGCUCCAACUUGCCCAAAUUGUCUACAUAUUGCUUACACCAGGAGUAUCAUACUCAAUUAUUUUAGGGCUGAGCAUCUGCGGGUUUUCGAUCCUCCCUUGUACUUGAUUAAUCAAUUAAGGUAAUUGACUAGUUAGGAAUUCCUCUCAUCUGGUUGUCUAGAUCUUAAUUGGACACUCAUUUAAAGGAAAUAACAAAAACUGGAAGACACGCGACACGGCCCUGCAGGAAUUGAGUUUGACACCCCUGGCUUACACCAAUCCAAUCCUCUGAGCUACAGAAGAGUCAAUUUGUUACUCAGGGAUCCACUAGCACCACUCAGGACAGUCACAGCUCAGGCACUGGUCCGAGAGAGAGAUAUGAACACGUUUCCAGAUUGCUGGAGAGUAAUCCUGACCCAUUGGUUCAAAAAGAAAGGGGAUGAAGCUGAGGGGAGGAGAGCUGUUACUAUUUUGGUACAAAAAUGACUAGGCUAUGUGGAUAUACUAGAUAUUUGACAAUGCGUGUUGUGGUUUGGAUGAUCUUCUUGCAGGAGGGAUACUCCCCUCUGACUAUGGCAGUGAAGGAGAAUCAUGCCGAGAUGGCAGAGUUCCUCCUCAAGGAGGGGGCUGACGUCAACACUAAGGACCAGGGAAACAGGUGGGUUUGUGUGAUACCUUUAAAGAUCAAAUCCAUUUUCCUGAGAUGGAGAGAUCUGGUAGAAUAGUUAAUAAAUAAGUAAUUUAUUUUAUUUGAAUUUCUUUGACAAUUUAAAAACACAAACACAAAUGUGGGUACAAUGCAUUUAAGCAUUUGUCGAGGAUGACCCAAAGAAGUUAAAUGUAAACUACAUGGCUAAAAGUAGGUGGACACCUGCUCGUCAAACAUCUAAUUCCAAAAUCAUGGCCAUUAACAUGGAGUUGGUCCCCCCUUUUGCUGCUAUAAUAGCCUCCACUCUUCUGGGAAGGCAGUCGGCGUUCCAAUUAAUUCCAAAGGUGUUCGAUGCGGUUGAGGUCAGGGCUCUGUGCAGGCCAGUCAAGUUCUUCCACACCAAUCUCAACAAACGAUUUCUGUAUGGACCUCGCUUGUGCAAGGGGUCAUGCAGAAACAGGAAAGGGCCUACCCCAAACUGUUGCCACAAAGUUGGAAGCACAGAACUCUCUAGAAUGUAAUUGUAUGCUGUAGCAUUAAGAUUUCCCGUCCCUGGAACUACGGGGCCUAGCCCGAACCAUGAAAAACAGCCCCAGUGCAUUAUUCCUCCUCAACCAAACUUUACAGUUCUCCUGACAUCCGCCAAACCCAGAUUCGUCCGUCGUACUGCCAGAUGGUGAAGCGUGAUUCAUCACUCCAGAGAACGCGUUUCCACUGCUCAAGAGUCCAAUGGUGGUGAGCUUUACACCACUCCAGCCGACGCUUGGCAUUGCGCAUGGUGAUCUUAGGCUUGUUUGCGGCUGCUCGCCCAUCGAAACCAAUUUCAUGAAGCUCCCGACGAACAGUUCUUUUGCUGACGUUGCUUCCAGAGGCAGUUUGGAACUCGGUAGUGAGUGUUGCAACCAAGGACAGACAAUUUCUACACGCUACGCUCUUCAGCACUCGGCGGUCCCGUUCUGUGAGCUUGUGUGGCCUACCACUUCAUGGCUUAGCUGUUGUUGCUCCUAGACGUUUCCACUUCACAAUAACAUCACUUACAGCUAACUGGGGCAGCUCUUGCAGGGCAGAAAUUGGACAAACUGACUUGUUGGAAAGGUGCCAUCCUAUGACAGUGCCAAGUUGAAAGUAACUGAGCUCUUCAGAAAGGCCAUUCUACUGCCAAUGUUUGUCUAUGGAGAUUGCAUGGCUCUGUGCUCGAAUUUAUACACCUGUCAGCAACAGGUGUGGCUGUAAUCGCCGAAUCCACUAAUUACAAACGUUUGGCCAAACUUCAAACAUGUUACACAUUCACAGCUAAAAGCUAAAUUGCAGUAAAAAUCACUUAGCCAAAAUAAUUUAACAACUCUGCAUGAGCUCCCCAAGGACUGCCCGUUCAAAUCAAAACCGCAUCGGCAACGCUAUCAGCUAUCAGUAAAGCUAGUUAGCAGUCCAAUCGAUCUAAUAAUACAUUUACUGCUGCUAUUGAAAAUAACAGAUCCCAGAUCACCAGAUUUACGUGAUCUCUAUCUAAUUAUCUUCCAAUAGCUUGCAGAAAACUAAUUUUACGUAAGAACACUAAAUAUAAUUUUACAUUUACGUCAUUUAGCAGUUGGUGCAUUCAAUUUAUGAUAGCCAGUGGGACAACCACCCUAUUUUAUUUAUAUAUAUAUUUUUUAAUGGGAGGGGCGGGUAGAAGGAUUACUUUUGUACUAUUCCAGGUAUUCCUUAAAGAGGUAGGGUUUCAAGUGUCUCCGGAAGGUGGUCAGUGACUCCGCUGUCCUGGCGUCGUGGGGAAGCUUGUUCCACCAUUGGGGUGCCAGAGCAGCGAAUAGUUUUGACUGGGCUGAGCAGGAACUGUGCUUCCGUAGAGGUAGGGGGCUAGCAGGCCAGAGGUGGAUGAACGUAGUGCCCUCGUUUUGGUGUAGGAUCAGAACCUGAAGGUAAGGAGGUGCCGUUCCCCUCACAGCUCCGUAGGCAAGCACCAUGGUUUUGUAGUAGAUGCGAGCUUCAACUGGAAGCCAGUGGAGUGUGCGGAGGAGCGGGGUGACAUGAGAGAACUUAGGAAGGUUGAACACCAGACGGGCUGCAGCGUUCUGGAUAAGUUGCAAUACAUUUGCUAGAGCUAACAGCUCAGCUAAGCUGUCCCCUAGGGCGUCAUGGCAACUCUUCCUUCUUUCCUCCCUGCCUUGAUGUAAUCUGUGGUCUAACACACAUUAAUAGGUGAUGGCAAGGGUUCCAUUACUUAACUUUUGUCAUAUCAGCGCUUAGGCUACUUCAAGAAAGGGAAUGAAAGGGAAUUUUGGAAUGCUAGAUUCUGAUAUAGGAGAAUGCACAGACCGAUAUGGGCACAUUUACUCAACCUCCAGCUUUUGCUACCUUUAGGUCCCCAUUAAUGAUCGCUGCUUGCAAUGGACAAAUCAGUAUGGUGCGGAUACUCCUGCAGUUCGACGCAGACAUCACCUUAAAGGACAAUAAUGGAUGGUCGUCUGAUGACUAUGCCGUGAUGAACGGACACCAUGCGUAAGUACUCAAACUGUCAAUUCCUUAGACAUAUAUACACUACCGGUCAAAAGUUUUAGAACACCUACUCAUUCAAGGGAUUUUAUUUAUUUUUUACUAUUUUAUACAUUGUAGAAUAAUAGUCAAGACAUCAAAUCUAUGAAAUAACACAUACGGAAUCAUGUAGUAACCAAAGAAGUGUUAAACAAACAUUUUUUGUCAUUUAGCAGACGCUCUUAGGGUUAAGUGCCUUGCUCAAGGGCACAUCGACAGAUUUUUCACCUAGUCGGCUCGGGGAUUAGAACCAGCGACCUUUCGGUUACUGGCACAACGCUCUUACCCACUAAGCUACCUGGUCUUCCUGUUAUAUUUGAGAUUCUUCAAAUAGCCACCCUUUACCUAGAUGACAGCUUUGCACACUCUUGACAUUCUCUCAACCAACUUCACCUGGAAUGCUUUUCCAACAUUUUUGAAGGAGUUCCCACAUAUACUGAGCACUUGUUGGCUGCUUUUCCUUCAUUCUGCGGUCCGACUCAUCACAAACCAUCUCAAUUUGGAUGAGGUCGGGGGAUUGUGGAGGCAAGGUCAUCUGAUGCAGCACUCCAUCACUCUACUUCUUGGUAAAAUAUCCCUUACACAGCCUGGAGGUGUGUUGGGUCAUUGUCCUGUUGAAAAACAAAUGAUAGUCUCUCUAAGCCCAAACCAGAUGGGAUAGCGUAUCGCUGCAGAAUGCUGUGGUAGCCAUGCUCGUUAAAUCACAGACAGUGUCACCAGCAAAGCACCCCCACACCAUAACACCACCUUCUCCAUGCUUUACGGUGGGAAAUACACAUGCAGAGAUCAUCCUUUCACCCACAACGCGUCUCACAAAGACACAGCGGUUGGAACCAAAAAUCUCAAAUUUGGACUCCAGACCAAAGGACACAUUUCCACUGGUUUAAUGUCCAUUGCUUGUGUUUCUUGGCCCAAGCAAGUCUCUUCUUCUUAUUGGUGUCUUUUAGUAGAGGUUUAUUUGCAGCAAUUUGACCAAGAAGGCCUGAUUCACUUAGUCUUCUCUGAACAGUUGAUGUUGAGAUAUGUCUCUUACUUGAACUCUGUGAAGCAUUUAUUUGGGCUGCAAUUUCUGAGGCUGGUAACUCUAAUGAACUUAUCCUCUGCAGCAGAGGUAACUCUGGGUCUUCCAUUCCUGUGGCAUUCCUCAUGAGAGCCAGUUUCAUCAUAGUGCUUGAUUGUUUCUGCGACUGCACUUGAAGAAACUUUAAAAGUUCUUGACAUUUUUUACUAGAAAAUAAUAAGAAAUUAAGAAAAACCCUUGAAUGAGUACGUGUUCUAAAACGUUUGACUGGUUGUGUGUGUGUGUGUGUAUCUAUGUGUAUAUAUUAUACAGUGAGGGAAAAAAGUUUGACCACUGACAAAUAAAUGAUCAGUCUAUAAUUUUAAUGGUAGGUUUAUUUGAACAGUGAGAGACAGAAUAACAACAAAAACAUCCAAAAAAACGCAUGUCAAAAAUGUUAUAAAUUGAUUUGCAUUUUAAUGAGGGAAAUAAGUAUUUGACCCCCUCUCAAUCAGAAAGAUUUCUGGCUCCCAGGUGUCUUUUAUACAGGUAACGAGCUGAGAUCAGGAGCACACUCUUAAAGGGAGUGCUCCUAAUCUCAGUUUGUUACCUGUAUAAAAGGCACCUGUCCACAGAAGCAAUCAAUCAAUCAGAUUCCAAACUCUCCACCAUGGCCAAGACCAAAGAGCUCUCCAAUGAUGUCAGGGACAAGAUUGUAGACCUACACAAGGCUGGAAUGGGCAACAAGACCAUCGCCAAGCAGCUUGGUGAGAAGGUGACAACAGUUGGUGCUAUUAUUCGCAAAUGGAAGAAACACAAAAGGACUGUCAAUCUCCCUCGGCCUUGGGCUCCAUGCAAGAUCUCACCUCGUGGAGUUGCAAUGAUCAUGAGAACGGUGAGGAAUCAGCCCAGAACUACACGGGAGGAUCUUGUCAAUGAUCUCAAGGCAGCUGGGACCAUAGUCACCAAGAAAACAAUUGGUAACACACUACGCCGUGAAGGACUGAAAUCCUGCAGCGCCCGCAAGGUCCCCCAGCUCAAGAAAGCACAUAUACAUGCCGGUCUGAAGUUUGCCAAUGAACAUCUGAAUGAUUGAGAGGAGAACUGGGUGAAAUUGUUGUGGUCAGAUGAGACCAAAAUGGAGCUCUUUGGCAUCAACUCAACUCGCCGUGUUUGGAGGAGGAGGAAUGCUGCCUAUGACCCCAAGAACACCAUCCCCACCGUCAAACAUGGAGGUGGAAACAUUAUGCUUUGGGGGUGUUUUCUGCUAAGGGGACAGGACAACUUCACUGCAUCAAAGGGACGAUGGACGGGGCCAUGUACCGUCAAAUCUUGGGUGAGAACCUCCUUCCCUCAGCCAGGGCAUUGAAAAUGGGUUGUGGAUGGGUAUUCCAGCAUGACAAUGACCCAAAACACACGGCCAAGGCAACAAAGGAGUGGCUCAAGAAGAAGUACAUUAAGGUCCUGGAGUGGCCUAGCCAGUCUCCAGACAUUAAUCCCAUAGAAAAUCUGUGGAGGGAGCUGAAGGUUCGAGUUGCCAAACGUCAGCCUCGAAACCUUAAUGACUUGGAGAAGAUCUGCAAAGAGGAGUGUGACAAAAUCCCUCCUGAGAUGUGUGCAAACCUGGUGGAGAACUACAAGAAACGUCUGACCUCUGUGAUUGCCAACAAGGGUUUUGCCACCAAGUACUAAGUCAUGUUUUGCAGAGGGGUCAAAUACUUAUUUCCCUCAUUAAAAUGCAAAUCAAUGUAUAACAUUUUUGACAUGCGUUUUUCUGGAUUUUGUUGUUGUUAUUCUGUCUCUCACUGUUCAAAUAAACCUACCAUUAAAAUUAUAGACUUAUCAUUUCUUUGUCAGUGGGAUAACGUACAAAAUCAGCAGGGGAUCAAAUACUUUUUUCCCUCACUGUGUGUAUAUAUAUAUAACACACACUACCGUUCAAAAGUUUGUGGUCACUUCGAAAUGUCCUUGUUUUCAAAAGAAAAGCAAUUUUUUUGUAGCUGGAAACGGCAGAUUUUUAAUUUAUCUACAUAGUCGUACAGAGGCCCAUUAUCAGCAACCAUCAGUCCUGUGUUCCAAUGGCAUGUUGUGUUUGCUAAUCCAAGUUUAUCAUUUUAAAAGGCUAAUUGAUCAUUAGAAAACCCUUUUGCAAUUAUGUUAGCACAGCUGAAAACAGUUGUGCUGAUUUUAAAGAAGCAAUAAAACUGGCCUUCUUUAGACUAGUUGAGUAUCUGGAGCAGCAAUUGUGAGUUUGAUUAUAGGCUCAAAAUGGCCAGUAACAAAGAACUUUCUUCUGAAGCUCGUCAGUCUAUUCUUGUUCUGAGAAAUGAAGGCUAUUCCAUGCGAGAAAUUGCCAAGAAACUGAAGAUCUCGUACAACGCUGUGUACUACUCCCUUCACAGAACAGCGCAAACUGGCUCUAACCAGAAUAGAAAGAGGAGUGGGAGGCCCCGGUGCACAACUGAGCAAGAAGACAAAUGCAUUAGUGUCUAGUUUGAGAAACACGCGCCUCACAGGUCCUCAACUGGCAGCUUCAUUAAAUAAUACCCGCAAAACACCAGUCUCAACGUCAACAGUGAAGAGGCGACUCCAGGAUGCUGACCUUCUAGGCAGAGUUGCAAAGAAAAAGCCAUAUCUGAGACUGGCCAAUAAAAAGAAAAGAUUAAGAUGGGCAAAAUAACACAGACACUGGACAGAUUAAUCGAAGUUUGAGGUGUUUGGAUCACAAAGAAGAACAUUUGUGAGACGCAGACCAAAUGAAAAGAUGCUGGAGGGGUGCUUGAUGCCAUCUGUCAAGCAUGGUGGAGGCAAUGUGAUGGUCUGGGAGUGCCUUGGUGGUGGUAAAGUGGGAGAUUUGUACAGUGUAAAAGGGAACUUGAAGGAAGGCUAUCACUCCAUUUUGCAACGCCAUGCCAUGCCAUACACUGUGUACGGCUCUUGAUUGGAGCUAAUUUCCACCUACAACAUUACAAAGACUCAAAGCACAGCUCCAAACUAUGCAAGAACUAUUUAGGGAAGAAGGAGUCAGCUGGUAUACUGUCUAUAAUGGAGUGGCCAGCACAGUCACCUGAUCUCAACCCUAUUGAGCUGUUGUGGGAGCAGCUUGACCGUAAGAAGUGCCCAUCAAGCCAAUCCAAUUUGUGGGAGGUGCUUCAGGAAGCAUGGGGUGAAAUCUCUUCAGAUUACCGCAACAAAUUGACAACUAGAAUGCCAAAGGUCUGCAAUUGCUGCAAAUGGAGGAUUCUUUGACGAAAGCAAAGUUUGAAGGACACAAUUAUUAUUUAUAUAAAAAAUCAUUAUUUCUAACCUUGUCAAUGACUAUGACAAUGUGUAUAUAUAUAUAUAUAUCUAUCUAUAUAAAAAAAAAAAAUAUUAUUAUUUUUUUUUUUUUUCAUACUUUGUAUUCUGUUUUCUUGCUUUUGCUGGCUGGUGUCAGACUGAAACGCUUCUAAAAAAUCCCACUACCUCCUAACGAGCCAUCAAACUGGCAAAACGUCAAUACAUGACUAAGAACAAAUCCUACGAUGCCUGCUCUGACGCUCGUCGGAUGUAGCGGGGCUUGCAAACUAUCAUGGAUUACAAAGGUAAACCCAGCCGCGAGCUGCCCAGUGACGUACUAGAUGAGCUCGCUUCGAGGCAAUCAACACUGAACCAUGAAUGAGAGCACCAGCUGUUCCGGGUGACUGUGUGAUCACACUCUGCGUAGCCGAUGUGAGUUAGACCUUUAAACAGGUUAAUACUCACAAGGCCGCAGGGCCAGACAGAUUACUAGGAUGCGUGCUCGGAGCAUGCGCUGUCCAGCUGGCAAGUGCCUUUACUGACGUUUUCAACCUCUCCCUGACCCAGUCUGUAAUACCUACAUGUUUCAAGCAGACCACCAUGGUCCCUGUGCCCAAGAACGCCAAAGUAACAUGUCUAAGUGAUUAUCGCCACGUAGCACUCACAUCUGUAGUCAUGAAAUGCUUUGAAGGUCAUAGGUCACAUCAACACAAUCAUCCCAGACACCUUGGACCCACUCCAGUUGGCAUACUGUCCCAACAGAUCCACAGGUGAUGCAAUCUCUAUUGCACUCCACUCUGCCCUCUUCCACCUGGACAAGAACACCAUUGUGAGAAUGCUGUUCAGCGUUCAACACCAUAGUACCCUCUGAACUCAUCACAAAGCUAAGGAUCCAGGGACUGAAAACCUCCGUCUGCAACUGGAUCACGGACUUCCUGACGGGCCGCCCCCCGGGUGGUGAGGGUAGGCAACAACACAUCCGCAACGUUGACCCUCAACACGGGGGCCCCUCAGGGGUGUGUGCUUAGUCCCCUCCUCUACUCCCUGUUCACCCACGACCGCGUGGCCGCGAACGACUCCCAACACAUUCAUUAAGUGUUUUAUUCAAUACCAGUCAAAAGUUUGGACACACCUACUCAUUCAAGGGAUUUUCUUUAUUUUUACUAUUUUCUACAUUGUAGAAUAAUAGUGAAGACAUCAAAACGAUGAAAAGUGUUAAACAAAUCAAAAUAUAUUUUAUAUUUGAGAUUCUUCAAAUAGCCACCCUUUGCCUUGAUGACAGCUUUGCACACUCUUGGCAUUCUCUUAACCAGCUUCAUGAGGUAGUCACCUGGAAUGCAUUUCAAUUAACAGGUGUACCUUCUUAUAAGUUAAUUUGUGGAAUUUCUUUCCUUAAUGCGUUUGAGCCAGUCAGUUGUGUUGUGAAGAUACAGAAGAUAGCCAUAUUUGGUAAAAUACCAAGUCCAUAUUAUGGCAAGAACAGCUCAAAUAAGCAAAGAGAAAUGACAGUCCAUCAUUACUUUAAGACAUGAAGGUCAGUCAAUACGGAAAAUGUCAAGAACUUUGAAAGUUCUUCAAUUGCAGUCGCAAAAAACAUCAAGCGCUAUGAUGAAACUGGCUCUCAUGAGGACCGCGACAGGAAUGGAAGAUCCAGAGUUACCUCUGCUUUAGAGGAUAAGUUCAUUAGAGUUACCAGCCUCUGAAAUUGCAACCCAAAUAAAUGCUUCACAGAGUUCAAGUAACAGACACAUCUCAACAUCAACUGUUCAGAGGAGACUAAGCGAAUCAGGCCUUUAUGGUCGAAUUGCUGCAAAGAAACCACAACGAAAGAUCACAAAUAAGAAGAAGAGACCUGCUUGGGCCCAGAAACAUGAGCAAUGGACAUUAGACCGGUGGAAAUGUGUCAUUUGGUCUGGAAUCCAAAUCUGAGAUUUUUGGUUCCAACCGCCGUGUCUUUGUGAGACGCGGUGUGGGUGAACGGAUUAUCUCCGCAUGUGUAUUUCCCACCGUAAAGCAUGGAGGAGGUGUUAUGGUGUGGGGGUGCUCUGCUGGUGACAUUGUCUGAUUGAUUUAGAAUUCAAGGCACACUUAACCAGCAUGGCUACCACAGCAUUCUACAGCUCUACACCAUCCCAUCUGGUUUGGGCUUAGGGUUGUUUUUCAACAGGAAAAUGACCCAACACACCUCCAGGCUGUGUAAGGGCUAUUUUAUCAAGAAGAAGUAUGUGGACACCUGGUCGUCGAACAUCUCAUUCCAAAAUCAUGGGCAGUAAUAUGGAGUUGGUCCCCCCUUUGCUGCUUUAACAGCCUCCGCUCUUUUGGGAAGGCUUUCCACUAGAUUUUGGAACAUUGUUGCGGGGACUUGUUUCCAUUCAGCCAAAAGCAUUUAGUGAGGUCGGGCACUGAUGUCAAGAUCGGUGUGGAAGAACUUGACUGGCCUGCACAGAGCCCUGACCUCAACCCCAUCGAACACCUUUGAGAUGAAUUGUAACGCCGGUUGCAAGCUUUUUAUUACUUUUAUUAUUAUUAUUAUGUGUUAUUACUUUACUAUUUUUUCUCUAUUUUCUUUUUUUCCCGACAUUUUUGGGAAGGGCCCAUAAGUAAGCAUUUCACUCUUAGUCUACACCUUUCCUUUACCGUUUGUUUACGAAGCAUCUGACGAAUAACAUUUGAUUUAAACAGCACAAUGAUGUUUGUUGUCCAUUGUCUUUACUUAGUUGUUUAGCACAGUUAACAUAAUUUAUUAUUUUCUAUAGAUGUUCUAUUCUUGUUCCACCAGCCAUAUUGUCUCUGUGUUCUGUUGUAUGCCUGUGUGUCUGUCUUGUCCUUUUAUGUGACUUAUGCUGGUGACUAAUCCAAUUUCCUCUUUUGGGAUCAAUAAAGUUUAUUUAACAGUAGAUGCAUUUCCAAUCCUGUGUCAUCCCGGUUUCAGUUGUUCCCAUCUCAUCAUUGAGCAUGGCACCAAGAGGAAGUCCAUGCCGUCUCCUGCCCACGCCCCGGCCAAAAAGAAGCGAGCUUCCAUGUUGGGCAGCCCUUCCCAAGAAGCAGGCUUCUCUCUUGGGGGACCAGCCACUGACAAAGAUGGUACGUAAAGGAUUCAAUUUCAUCUCAUCAUAAUGUUACAUUGGUUUAUGUGUGUUGUUUACUAAUGACUAUAACGCAAAUGUCAGUUACCGUAUGUAUUGUCUGCUAUAACGUGUUGUUAUAGCAAUGUGCAGUUUUUCAUGUUCAUUACCAUGUUAAUAUUAUUCGUUCACCUCGAUUGUUUCAUUUACCCCUCAUGCAAUACCACUUGGCUGGAUCUAGAGCAAGGAGCGAGUGAAGGAGGGAGAGGUAUUGCCAGCAGUGAAAAUAGCACAACAAGAUCAGACAAACUUGUCAAGCGUUGUUUAAUUUCAAAGAAUGAAAGGAACAUAUUUGUGAGAGAUUUAGGCUAAAUUAGCUUCUAUCUAAGGUCUAACUUCGGUACUUAACUGACUAGUUUCUGUUCAGCUAGUGUUGGCCCUCUUGAUCCUAAUGAGGUUAGAUGUCUGAGCUUGUUGUUCUAUUUCUGUUUUUGUAGGUGGCUUUUCUCCCAGUGGCUUUUCUCAUUCAAGAUUGUUAGGGUGUGAAAAUGUGCAGUGUAAGAUGUAUGUCUUUUGUUGUUUGUGAUUAUCAGCUGAUUUUAAAUGUUAACACACCUAGAACUGUUGAAAGUGAUGCACAGUCAAUACUAAUUUGGCUUACUGUGUUGCAGAUGUUGAGGACAAUUCGCAAACAGAGUCAAUAAGUCGGUAAGCAAUGAUCAUCUUAGCCUCGUUCGACCAUCCUGAUCUCGCGAGCUUACGUUCUGUUUCGCUUCACGGAUGAAGUGAAACCAAAGCGCAGUGGUCAGGAUGGUGGAACAGGCUACAUCUUCUCUGAUAUAGUAAGUACAUUUGCACAACCAUGAACCUCAUUACUUCUCUUCAUCAAAUUGACUUACAUUUUAGGGCGUCAAAAAGUGCGGCUGACGAUUCCUGGGCAUCCUCAGAUGAACAGGACGAAUUGGAUAUAACCCCAAAGGUCUUUAUGAUGAAUCCAUUAUUUGCACAACCAUCUGUUGAUUCAUUUUGAGUUUGAUUAGCUAUAUGAUUUCCCUUAUCUCACAGAAACAUCCCAAGCUAAACCUAAAGAAACUGAUGAAUGCCUCCAAAAAGGGAAAGAAUGACGGUAAUAAUUUAAGUUUGUUCACGUAUUAGUAACCCUCUGUUAGUCUGUGGCUGUGUAGUAACAUAUCACCCCUGCCCUGUAGCUGUACCCGUAACCGAUCUCGACAAGCCAUGGAGCGGCCCUGAGUCCGAGAGUGAGAACCGAGUCCAGAGAAACCCAUCCCUCCCCAAGGCUUUCCCACCCAGCAGCGCCCCCCAGCACCUAGUCUCCCCCUCACCCGCUGCCUCCUUUACCUCCAAACCUCCCCAGAUGACCUCCACCCCUCUCCAGAGUUCCUGGAAGGUAAUGUAGUGUAGCUAACACUGUGGUAACUUGAGCUUCUGGGUGACACCUUUCUCUCUAUUCUCUCCCCUUUCUCCUAUUAUUCAUCCAUUAACACAUUUACAAGCAGAAGGCGACGGAGUGGAGCUGGAGGAGACUAAGGGGAGUGAGCUGCCCUCCGAGCAGCCGUCUGGUAGUAAGGCGAGAGGUAGAGACUCACCUGAGGAAAGCCCUGAGAGAGAGGAUGAUGAUGAUGAAGAUGAUGAUGACGAAGAUGAAGACGAUGAAGACUACGAGGAUGAUGACGAUGAUGAAGAUGAUGAUGAUGAAGAUCCAGAGGAAGAUGAGGAGGACGAUGAGGAGGACGAAGAUGACUAUGAUGAAGAGCAGGAAGGUGAAGAGGAGGAAGAGUGUGACGUUACUGUGACUUUGGUCAAAGCAGAAGGAAUUGGAGCAGAGGAAUUGCUCAAAACGUCCAAUGCUGAAGCUGUUGAUAUUGUUGAUGAGGAUGAUCAAACUAUGCCCGGUAUCGAGGUUUCUGAUACUGUAGUAGCUGGUUCAGAGCAUGUAGAUACAGCUGGAGAGAUGGGGGCUCCUGAGAAUGUUUCCAAUGCGGAGAGCCAAGCCAAUGAGAGAAUGGAUGCUGAGAUUCUAGUUGGAACAUCAAACUAUGGUGUCCUAGUGACUCUAGAUGUAGAAGAGGACUGUGUGGUGUCAGCCAUCAGGGUAGAGUCCAGGUUUUCGGAUGAAGAGGACAGUUUAGGUAAUGAGCUAAAUGGGACAUCAGAUAAUAAGUUUGUUCCAGAGCCAGGUUCGCCGGCAGAGUCCAAGACUCCCCCACACAGCACAGGAAUUCCUCCAUCACAGAGAAACGUAGAAGAUUUUGAUGAUGAAGAAGGGAUUGGUGAUGAAGAUGCACCUGCAGACUCCUGGAGUGAUGAGGCAAAACCUAUUGCUGAUGAUGAAGAAGAUAAUAUCAGAGAAACUUUAGAUCAUACCUCAACUCUUGGGGAGCCAAACAACACAAGUGCAGUUUCUCAGGGUGAAACGCAUAGGCCAAGAUCUUCAGACGAUUCUUUUGAUUCCAAAGAUGAUGAUGAUGAUAAUGAUGACAUUGCUAAACCAAAGGUAGAUAAACGCAAAUCCUCAUGGUAUUCCCAUUCAGAUGAAAAUGACAAAGACAAUGGUGCCUCACCCACUAAAGAAGAUGAUGAUGAUGAUAAUGAGCUAAAUGAGGAUUUUGUUCAAUCAAAGGUAGAUACAUUCAAGUCUUUGACAUGGGAUUCCCCAUCAGAUGAAAAUGACAAAGUCAAUGGUGCCUCAACCACUAAAGAAGAUGACGAUGAGGUAAUUGAUGUGAUUCCCCAUCUUGAAGGAGAAGGUCUAAGAUCAGAUUUCCAGCUAGAACCAUCAACCUCCCCCGUACAAAGCAUAUCACCAAAGCGCAUCUCACUAAAACCAAAGGUAGAUGAACCCAAGUCCUCCUGGGAUUCUUCAUCAGAUGACAAUGACAAAAAAGGUGCCUCACCCAGUAGAGAUGGAUGUUUAGAGAUUCAUGAUUCAGGUAAGUUGUCACCAAGCCUGAGUGUCGCAUCACCAAGAAUCCGGGCAGAGGACCAACAGCGUUCUGAUGAUUCUUGGGAAGACAAAGAUGUGGUAGAUGAAGUUGAGGAGAUGCCAAAUGACGAUGCCUCUCCUGCAGAGUCUCCAGAACCAGGAGAGAAAAAGGCUGCCAUUAAAGAUUCAUUUGAUGAUGAUUUACCAGGAAUUGGUGAACAAGUUGAGGAUAAAAAGAUUGAUGAUGAUGAUGGUUGGGAUGAUGAUGAUGAUGACUAUGUGAAUGGGGAUAUAGCAGCUACAGGGUCUCCAGAACCUGAAGAAGCUAUUUCUCCCAUUCAACACAAGACAGACGAGAACUCUCCUCGUAAAUGGACAAGCCCUCCAAGGUCCCCCAGAAGAGAGAUAAAGUACAUGGACAAUUUGGAGAGAGGGCCAACUCCAAGAGACUUGCUAUCACCAAUAACCAGGCCUAUGAGUGCGUUAUCCAGGCCUACUACUGCAAACGAGGAGAUGUUAAAUGAAGGGGCUGGUGAACUGGAUCUAUCUCAACCCCAAAAGGAUGUUGAGUCAGAUGAGUCAAUUCCUGUGUCAAUGAUUGAUGAAGACUUUGAAGAUGAUUGGCAGGAUGGAAAAGAGAUGGCAGACGACAAGGGAGAGGAUUAUGACAUGAGUGACAAAGACGAAGAGAGAAGCGAAGACACUGACAGCCAAGACCAAAAACUGCAAUACGAUUUUGCCAGCGGUACUAUCAAAGUUCCUGAUGAGGGAAACGAUUCUGAUAACACACUAGGAGAAGAUGACAUCGAGAGCAUUGGUGAGAAGGAUGAUGCGAAAUCAGGUAGACCUCCAGUGACACCUAUCAAACACAGUCCAGAGACUAGUAAAAUGUUUGGAAAUACUUCAAGUGAAGACGAGGCUGCCUCAGACGCUGAUUCCGAGGAUGACCCAAAGCCUGAUGCUAUGAAUGCUGCUCACACUCCAAUAGAGGAUAUAGAUGAAAUCUAUGACGAACAAGGUGGACUUGACCAGGAGACUACUGACCAGAAUUACCCUGGUGAAACUCAUGAGGACAAACCUGAGAAAGAUGACGUGGAGCUACAGAGUACCCACAGCAAAGACUGUACUUAUGUCGCUGCUGUUCAGCAGCAUGAGUCUGACAUGAGCGAUGGAUUUUCAGAUCAAGAGGAAGAAUUACCUCAAACAGACAUUGAUGAUGUCGAUGUUGAUUCACCCUUCGAGGAUGAGCCAGAGUAUGUUGAAAGGUCAACAUUAGAGGUCAGAGACAAUAAAGACCCAGUCAAAGGCAUCAAUCUGCCUAUCAAACGGGUAAGAGUUAUAGGUGGUGAGUUAUAGUACAACAACUAGGCUUUAGGCAUGUAGUUCAAUGAUUUUCAAACCCAAACCAAUAUUAGAUAUAUUUGCUGUGGGAAACUAUUUAGUCUUCUUACUGUGAGAAUAAACUGUAUAAUCAUCAUCAGACAGGUGCUUGUUGCUGUUAACAGAGCCUUAACAAAUUAUUUUCUCCACUCAGGAAAAAGAUUUCACAGAGGAUGAAGAAGAUGAGGAGGAGGAGGAAGACAGAGGUGGUGAUGGAGAAGAUGAGGAAGAGAAAAGCUACAAGGAGGAGAUGGAUAAGGGAAAGACAAAAUAUCAGCCAGAAGAGGAAAAAGACGAUCCCCUUGUUGAUGAUUCACCAGUCCUAGGAAGUGAAGACACCUCCAAAGAAAAACAAAGAGGUAACUUGCUAAAUCUAGAGAUAAAAAUCUCUGUCCAGAGAGUACUUUACUACAAAAAAAAUAAAAAUAGAAAAUAUGCAACAUUUCAAAACAAUUCCUCCUUAGAUUUCCUUUCUGAGUUGGGUCUGGAGAAGGGAGAUGAUGAGGAAGACUCAUGGGACACUGAGGUACUGUAAAAAACAAGGAAUCUUUUUGGACUUCCUGGUAGCAUUGGCCAAUGGCCAUACUGUCAGAUUUACUAACAGACAAACUCCUCUUCCAGUCUGGGUCUGGCAGUCCCAGAAAACAGCAUGGCCGAGAUCCUGCAAAGGUGCCACAUGUUUCCAUUAUUUCAGAGGAGAACAAAGAAGGUAAUUCUCAUUCUCACAUUUAUCUGUAAAUGUUUUAACCCCAUCAGCACUUGAUGAUCUCUAAGCAAAAUUAUGGAUGACCGCCAUUAUAGCAUGCUUUCUUUGCGAUCAUUCCAGCUAUCAUUUGAUGCUCCAAGUAUGACUAUCCUGCAAAAAAUAGUAACAUUUUUGUGGCAGGUAGAUAAAAAAAAAUACCUGCCAAAAUAUUUUUUGUUGUUGCAUUAAUUACACCAAAAAAUUAAAAUCAUGCUAAUGUUUCUAAAACAAGGAAUGCCUUUCUAUUAAGAACUAAUGUGGUAUAUUGUUAUAUUUAAUGUAAUAUUUGUGACCAAAAUAUCACAGAUGAGACCAAACAUUUAUGGUUACUGUGGUAAUGGGGCCACUUGAGUCUUCACUUGUGCCUGUGAGAAUCUGAUUAGUAGAGGCCUAUGAUGUUUAUUUUUUUCGCUAGCAGUGGAAGCAGACUCCAAAAUUGAAAAACAACCUAACUUGUGAACAAAAUCAUGUAAAUAUCCAAGAAACACGAGGAUAAAGUCUCACUUUAGUAGCUAGACCAGCUUUUAUGCCUGUGCCCAUAGAGCCCCACAGUGGAGGUGUCAUAAUACCCAUAACACUUAGCGGUCAAACAGGGAAAUGGUUCCUAUCGUUUUUCCACCAUUCAUUUUACCCAUAGGGAAUUUUAGAAACACUUAAAAUAAGAGCUGUGUUUCGUGUAAGCUUACCCUGGUGAGACGUUUUGAUAACCAUGUAAAUCUCUCUCGGACAAUUUGAGUUUUAUCAAUAUAUUCGGCUCUAUAUACUCUCAGAUUCGAAAAUGAUAAAUAGCAUCAAAGUAGACAUCAUGCAAGACUACAAAUCCCUGCAAGCUCCCUGCAUGUCAUCUCUAUCUGACAUAUUUGCUAACAGGUAUUGUGUCAAUUUAGAAGUUGCUCAAGACAGUUUAUGGAAUUUUCAAUUUAAAUACAUUUAGCCAAUUUAUUCAUUACUAAUUUUAGCUAACAUUAGAUAGUUAAUCCAGAGAUUCUUACCUUUGCCUCAAUUCGUCAGUCUCAUCCAGAUCAUCAUGGUGUUUGUAGUUCUUUAUGAUAACCACAUUAGCAGCUAAUUAGCAUUUCAUUUUGGGGGGGUAAAUACAGGCGAAGAUAUUGACGUAAUUUCCUGUCACAAACUCUGAUACCGCCUGUGCCUCGACCUGUUGCUUCGGCCUGUUUCCGAAGUUUUACUUUGUUUUAUUUAAAUGUUAUAAGUGUUUGUGUCAACACCUGCUAGCUAGGUUGCAAUGGAGCCCGCUUCACCUGGAAAAGCUAACAAACGUUUCCAGCACUGUAGAAGCUGUGUUUAUUACGCUCUUGUCCGGGACAAUAUUGACAAUCCGGAGUUCCAAUGCGGCAAUUGUUUUGCUAGCGAAGGAUUACAGGUAUGAGGUGGCUAUGCAUAGCAAGCAAAUCUAAGUUCUGCGCGAAUUUAUGGGGAAAACGUAAAUCAUAACUUUCUCGUUCUCAAUUCCUAUGGCUGGGCGCCGCACGGGCCUGAUGGAUGUUUCCCCGCCUUGUCAUCUGUCCCUAUCUGAAUGGCCUGUGCUACAUGGAACUUGCCCGCCAAGGAAGUCGUCUCCAUCUGCUUCUCCUCCAUCUUGUAAUGAAGUAGACAGAGAACAGCAAGAAGAUUGUUCCAAUCAGCGCUUGUCCCAUGUCACAAGUCGUGGAAACCAAAGGCAGCAGCAUGCUGCUAAGCGGACGGGAGUGACUGCGACAGGUUCGGAGCAGAUUGACAUAAGGAAUAGCUUCGCUGCAUUGCUGCCUGAUCUACCUGCACCUUCAUCGCUGGGAUUGCCUGUGUCUGCGAUGGCGGUGCUGACUCCAAGUACGCUGACUCCAGCAGCGGCUUCGUCGUCAAGUUCGGCUCCUUUCCCUCUCUCUGGAUCUGACGGGGCACUGCCUGCUGUGGGAGGUCUGGACUUGACACCGGGAGCAGCGGACGUACGCUAUCCUGCUUCUCGUGGAACCGUGCAAGGUUCAAUGAAUUGUUUGAACGGUAGGAAUGGGCAGAUUUCUCUAUUCCCUUCUCCGGACAUUGUAUUGGGCAGUUCAAUGGUGAGAAAUAUCUCAGUCCCUGGAGCAAAAACCUUGUGCUUUCCAGGAGCACGAUUACAGGACAUCCAUAAACUGCUCCCAAACAUUUUAAACCAGCAUCAGGAAAUGGAGUCUAGUUCAUGUGGGAAUCAAUUACAUUAUGAUGGGCAUCUCAGAACAGCUGAAUAUGGAUUUUAAAGAACUGAUUUGGUCACUGCUUGACACCAACAAAUGCCCCAUAAUAUCUGGCCCACUGCCCUCCCUAAAUCGUGGUAUUGAACAUUUCAGCAGACUUUUUUAGCCCUCCAUAACUGGCUACGAGACUAUUGCAGCUCUGUGGGUGUAACAUUUAUUGACAAUUUUGAUACCUUCUGGAAACCAAGCUCGUAUUAUAAGGAGGAUAAUAAUAAAUAAUAUGCCAUUUAGCAGACGCUUUUAUCCAAAGCGACUUACAGUCAUGCGUGCAUACUUUUUUUUUUUUGUGUAUGGGUGGUCCCGGGGAUCGAACCCACUACCUUGGCGUUACAAGCGCCGUGCUCUACCAAAUGAGCUACAGAGGACCACCCAAAUCAUUUGGGUUCCUGGAUCCUUUCACAGCAUUAUAGUCUCCUGAGUGGCGCAGUGGUCUAAGGCACUGCAUCGCAGUGCUAACUGUGCCACUAGAUCCUGGUUCGAAUCCAGGCUCUGUCGCAGCCGGCCGUGACCGGGAGACUCAUGGGCGGCGCACAAUUGGACCAGCGUCGUCCAGGGUAGGGGAGGGAAUGGCCGGCAGGGAUGUAGCUCAGUUGAUAGAGCAUGGCGUUUGCAACGCCAGGGUUGUGGGUUCGAUUCCCACGGGGGGCCAGUAUAAAAAACAUAUGUAUUCACUAACUGUAAGUCGCUCUGGAUAAGAGCGUCUGCUAAAUGACUAAAAUGUAAAUAUAAAUUAUAAGGCUGCGUUGAGACAAUGACUUAACAAUGACCCCAGCUCAGUUAAUCCCUACCAUUGUGUCACUAAAUUGUCAUAAUGCUUCAGCAAAUGUAUUAUCCCAGGGGCAUUGGAAGACACAAUGUAAGUAACCUAAUUUAUGGCCAUCUAACUGCCCUUAAUGCCUCUGCUGAUCCCACAGCUAUUGUAUGCAGUAAUCAUGUGCCUAUGAACCAGAGUAAUACUGUUAGCACUGAGGCAGUGUGCCCUAGUAGGAAGUCCACUGUGUGCAGCUCACCCUGCACUAACAUAAAUAGCAUGAGCAUGUCUACAAUCAAGCAUCCUAAUGAAGAUAUGGCAAUAUCGUCCGCUAUUAUCCUGGGAGGAUUUGACAGCAUAGCUCCACUUGUGUCAUGACUGCAACGUUGAAGGACCUGAGAAAUUAAUGUUCAUCACUCAUCACACUGUCAUAAAAAAAAUAUAUAAAAGUCUUAAAACAAGUUUUAACAGGAUUCCUAGGACCUUUUCUGAGACUCUGUGGAUACGGACCCAGAGCUGUUUUGGUAUGCUCGUCCAUUCCCCUAACCACCUACUGUCUCUGUAUUAACCAUGAUCUCAUCUGCAUGAGAGACUAAAACUAUUCUGGCUUCAUUUAGCACGGCCAAGCCAGCUUAUCCAACUGUACCGGAGCCUUGUGCUGUCCUCCUGUCUGUUGAUUAGCUCCUGUGCCCUCUCAGCCAAUCACAAUGUUUCACCACAUUCCCAUUUGUUCUCUUGCAGUUUUAAGAAAUGAUGAUAAUGGUGAGGAUGCCGACAAUGUCCCAGAAAAGACGGUGAGUUCAGACGUCAGGAAAACGCUCAAGAAAGUUAUGAGCCACAAUUCUUGGUGUGAAAUGUAACAAUGUUUGCCUCUUGGUCUUAACAGCCAGAGAAAAUCAAAAGGGAAACUCUGUCUAUCUUGACCAAGCUUGUACUGUCCAAAAAAGAUGCUGACAAAAAGACUGGUAAGCAAAGGUUUUUUAGUGCUUUAGUAUUUAUUAAUGUCAAUUUGAUGUAUUAUAUACUGUAAAAAUAAGCCCUUCCAUUUGUGCAACAUUUUCCCAAAUUCUCUUCCACAGACAUAAUGGAGGAGCUUGGGUUGGGUGAUGUUGAUGAUCUUGAAGGUAACUUCACAUCUAAAUUAGUGAAUUUACCACGUUCAAUACCUUGAGUACUAACUCUAUCAACCAUAUAAUUCAUGUUCACAAUUUCUUUCUUUCAUUUAACACUUUUAAGAAGCUAAAAAAAAUCAAGCAGGUCAGUGCAUACAUCCAGUAGGAAUAGAUUAAAUGUUUUGUGAUUCUGUAUAGCUUUUCUAUUUGCAGUGCUACUUCGCGGUCUGAAGUUAUUGACACCCUUGUUGAAGAUGAGCAAUAAUGACUGUAUAAAAUAAAUAAUUCAAAUACUGAGCUAUAUGGUAUGCAAAAAAAAAGGGGAAAUUAUAUUAAUGUGGAUGCUACCAUGAUUACGGAUAAUCCUGAAUGAAUUGUGAAUAAUGAUGAGUGAAAAAGUUAGAGGGUCAAAGAUCAUACCCCCAAGACAUGCUAACCUCCCCUGUCAUUGGUAAUGGUGAGAUGUUAGCAUGUCUUGAGGGUAUGAUCUUUGAUCCUCUGUAACUUUCUCACUAUUAUCAUUAUUCACGAUUCAUUCAGGAUUAUCCGCAAUCAAGAUAGCAUCCACAUUAAUGUAGUGUUUAGAAGCAUAUUAUUUUCUUAUUUACAAUUAAAGUCACUCCAAAAUGACAAUGCAUUAUUUACCAUUCAUUUCUAUUGGGCACAAAAUAAUCUGAGAAACAACCAAAACGAACUGCAAAUGCAUCCAACAAGUUUUAAGAGUCACAAGCUUGAUGUAGUCAUUGCGUGCUAGGAAUAUGGGUCCAAAUACUAAACUUUUGACUACUUUAUUUAUAAGAAUCUUUAGGGUUGUCAAUAAUUUUGACCCUUACCUUUUUGAGAGAAAAAAAGUAUUGUUAAGCAAAAUAUCUUUCUCUGAGCAAUUGUAUUAGAAUAAAAUAAUAUUAUUUCCCCAUUUUUUUUGGCAUAGAAUAUAGCUCAGUAUUUAAAUUAUUUAUUUUAUACAGUCAUUAUUGCUUAUCUUUAUCAAGUGUGUCAAUAAUUUCAGACCCCACUGUAGAUUGGGGGUAAGGCCCUGCGUUAGACUAGAAACAGGAGAUAGACUCUUGCUAUGAGCUGUUCCGGCUCGAACAAGCCAAGGCUCUUGGAAGGCUACUUACUUUGCUCAAAUUGAUCCCCUCAAACAUGCUUAUUGUCUGACUGUUGUCUCCUGUGUUACUGGUGCAGAUGCCUCUGAUUGGGACACGGCCAGCACCGCUAGCAGGAGAACCCUCCCCGGCCACAGAGGGCCCUCCCCCAGUGGCGAGGAGCUGAGGGAGGAGGCCUCUUCCCGAUCCCCCAUCCUUCUGCCGGCUGUCCAGGAGCAGGAGCCAGACAUCCCAGAUACAGAUACAGCAGCAAUAGCUGAGAGGGGCGGUCCCAAGGAGCAGAUACACUCUCUUUCGGACAGACCCCUCCCACUGGCCAGCCCGCGCUCCCUUACCCCUCAAACCCAACUCCAGCCCCAGCCCCGUGCUAGGAAGAUGCUGCUCCAGAGAACAGAGAGUGAGGAAGGUAAGGGAGUAAGGAGAUUAUAGAUACUGCCUGUACUUUUGAGUGUAUUUCUGGCUAACUUUAGAUAGGCUUUUUGCCCAUUGGCGCCAAGGAUGUAAGCAGUGCGUAAAUUCACUUUUUCUUCCUUGUUCUUAGACUUUGAUUGGGAUUCCGACCAUGUGACUACCUCGACCCCCAGCCCAGUCAGGACUGGGAAGCAAUUACCAAACAUAACAGAGACCGUCGCAGUGUUGAAACCUGGUGAGUGACCUAAAGUUGACCUAAUUAAUUAGCAUUGAUGAUGACUGUGACUAUUUGUGGACGUACGUCGGCUGCUGCUCUUGUUAAAACAGAUUCUCUCUUCCUGCAGAUAACCCUGUGCGUGAGCCCUCGCCAGUGAAGCAAGAGAGUGAGAGCAGUCCAGAGCCCGAGGAGCAGGCACAAGAGGUGGGGGCCUUAGUCAGGGAAUACCCUCUCCAGUUUACCUCAUCUCAUAUCCCCCCAAAUUGCGCCAUAUUCCUUGCUUUAAAAUAUAUCAAACGUUUUUACUUUACCACCUCUACCCUACCUCAUCACAUUGGCUACUUCAUAAUAGUGUAGUGUACAGUAUAUUCCCUAUCUUACAAUAUAGCCUAUCAUAUCCCCAGCAUAUUUACAAAUAAUCUCCAUCACCUCUACUGCAUCUAGUCUCUCAUCACCCACUACACCACUGCCUUAUGAACACCCUAUGUAGUCCCUAUCUAACCCAGUAGGCAAAACUAUACAGAACAAAAAUAUAAACGCAACAUGUAAAGUGUUGGUCCAAUUUUUCAUGAGCUGAAAUAAAAUAUCCCAGAAAUGUUCCAUAUGCACAAAAAGCUUAUUUCACUCAAAUGUGCACACAUUUCUCCUUUGCCAAGAUAAUCCAUCCACUUGACAGGUGUGGCAUAUCAAGAAGCUGAUUAAACAGCAUGAUCAUUACACAGGUGCAACUUGUGCUGGGGACAAUAAAAGGCACUCUAAAAUGUGCAGUUUUGUAACACAACACAAUGCCACAGAUGUCUCAAGUUUUGAGGGAGCAUGCAAUUGCUGACUGCAGGAAUGUCCACCAGAGCUGUUGCGUGAGAAUUAAAUGUCGUUUUAGAGAAUUUGGCAGUACGUCCAACCGGCCUCACAACCGCAGACCACGUGUAACCAUGCCAUUCCUCCACAUCUGGCUUCUUCACCUGCGGGAUCAUCUGAGACCAGCCACCCAGACAGCUGAUGAAACUGGGUUUGCGCAACCGAAGAAUUUCAUCACAAACUGUCAGAAACCGUCUCAGGAAAGCUCAUCUGAUCUGCGUGCUCGUUGUCCUCACCAGGGUCUUGACCUGACUGCAGUUCAGCGUCAUAACCGACUUCAGUGGGCAAAUGCUAAACUUCGAUGGCCACUGGCAAGCUGGAGAUGUGUGAUGAAGAUGAAUCUCGGUUUCAACUGUACCGGGCAGAUGGCAGACAGUGUGUAUGGUGUCAUGUGGGCGAGUGGGUUGCUGAUGUCAAUGUUGUGAACAGAGUGCCCCAUGGUGGCAGUGAGGUUAUGGUAUGGGAAGGCAUAAGCUACGGACAACGAACACAAUUGCAUUUUAUCGAUGGCAAUUUCAAUGCACAGAGAUACCGUGACGAGAUCCUGAGGACCAUUGUCGAGCCAUUCAUCUGCCGCCAUCACCUCAUUUUUCAGCAUGAUAAUGCACGGCCCAAUGGCGCAAGGAUCUGUACACAAUUCCUGGAAGCUGAAAAUGUCCCAGUUCUUCCAUGGUCUGCAUACUCACUGGACAUGUCACCCAUUGAGCAAUGUUUGGGAUGCUCUGGAUCGACGUGUACAACAGCGUAUUCCAGUUCCCGCCAAUGUCCAGCAACUUCGCACAGCCAUUGAAGAGGAGUGGGACAACAUUCCGCAUGCCACAAUCAACAGUUUGAGCAACUCUAUGCGAAGGAGAUGUGUCAUGCUGCAUGAGGCAAAUGGUGGUCACACCAGAUACUGACUGGUUUUCUGAUCCAUGCCCCUACUUUUUUUUAAAAGGUAUCUGUGACCAAUAGAUGCAUAUCUGUGUUCCCAGUCAUGUGAAAGCCAUAGAUUAAUUUAUUUUAGUUGACUGAUUUCCUUAUAUGAACUGUAACUCAGUAGAAUCGUUGAAAUUGUUACAUGUUGCUUUUAUAUUUUGGUUCAGUAUAGUUGCACUGACGUCAUUGUCAGGUUGUGUGUAGGCUGUAUAAGGAUGUUUUGUUAAUGUCUUGUUAGCAACCAAAUAAAUACCUCUUUAUCUGGUUGUAAUCUGGUUAUCUGACCAAAUAGGUAAAUAACCAAAAUAAGAUUAUUCCCCCCCUCCCCCCCAUCUGGUUUGAUCAGAGAUGGCUAUGUGACUAUAUGCGUAAGCCCUCACCGGUGCAGCAAGAGAUUGAGAGCAGUCCAGAGCCCGAGGAGCAGCCACAAGAGGUGGGGGCUUUUGUCAGGGAAUACCCUCUCCAGCUUACCUCAUCUCAUACCCCCCCAAAUCGCUACAAUCCCCAACUUUAAAUAGAUUUUAUUUUACCACCUCAACCCUGGAGAGUAGUAGAAUGGGCUCAACCAACUUGCGACGAGGUACAACCCAAAAAUAAUAUGAGCAUUUAGGAAGGAAUAGCCGAAACUCACACUCAUAAUUAAAAUCUUGAUCUAGAUAUUAAAAUCCAUAACCGUUGGGCCUUCAUAAGAACGAUCAUCUCUACCCUACCUCGUCACAUUUUGUACAUCAUAUAACUGUAGUGUACAGUAUAUCCCCUACCUUACAAUAUAGCCUAUCAUACACCUAGCACAGCUACAUUUCAUCCACAUCACCCAUCUCGUCUGCCAUCAUCCCCUUCACAACAGACUGGCUUAUGAACCAACUAUGUAGUCCCUCUCUCAACCAGUGGGCAAAACUAGUUUCAAUGAUGUCAUUAUGAUGUCAUUGGUUGCAUAAGGACAUUUUACCAACCCAAAAAAUAUGUAUUUAUCUCGUUGUAAACUGAUUAUCUGAACAGAUAAUAACCAAAAUAUGUAUUUUCUAUCUGGUUGUAACAAUGGCUAUAUGACUUCUCAUCUUCUCAACCAGAACCAGUUUACAAUCAGAAUAAUUACAUCAUUAAUACUUAAUGUGCCAAAUUUUGACUGCUGACUAUUUUAUGAAAUGUAUGAAAUAUUAGUCUGGUUAUUGUGGCAAAGUGGUACAAGUUUGAAUGUUACCUGCAUGCCCCUAAACACAAUUUGUUUUGAACGUUGGUGUUUUCAGUGUUUUUAUGAACAUUCAUGUUUUGUAGACUCUAAUUGUAGAUCCCAUUGUAGGCGUCCGUGUUAACACCAUUUCCUUUGUCUACUCAUGCCAUCAAAGGAGAAAGACGUUGCAUUAGAGGCAUCAGAGUUAGACGUAAGUAACCCAUACCACCUUGACCCUGUCGGGUCCCAAACUGGGGAGGAGCAGGAGGAGUACAAAGAGAAAGAAGGGAGGUAUGUAGUUAGAGAAAGAGAGGGAGCUGUUAAAGAGGAGGAGGAGAAAGAGCCAGGCUGGGAGAAACGUUAUGAAAAGAUCUGGGUAGAGGUGGAGAAGAGGGAGGUCAAGUCCUCCUACAAGAACGUGGCGGCCGAACUGAAGGAGAAAUUUGGAGAACUUUCUGCUGAAUCCGCGUCCGACGAAACUACAGAAGAAGAAGAAGAAGAAAAACAGGAGGAGAACGUAGAGAUAGUUGAAUCUCCCGCCAGAACCGCUGUGGAAGAGUCCAGCAACGAAGAGAAGGUGGGGGAGCCUAUAGUCUGUCUGUUGGGCAGGGCGAGGAGGAGUAGUAGCAAUAUAGUCCUGCUGACCAUUCCUGAGCAGAGGGAGUCCGGGCUGGAGGACUCUAUGACCGAGUCGGCUGACAACUCCCACUGCGAAGACAGGACUCCGCCUUGUGACACCCCCGGGUGUUCCCACCUCUGCCCCAGUGCCGAGGACAGUGAGAUGGGGGACCUGGAGGUCCUCGGUGGCAUUGAGCCAGAGAACAGGUCUGCUUCGCCUCAACUGGCUGGGGGAAUCGAUGGAGAGCGAGAAGUAGACUACAAUAUCGAUGAUGUCACCAAGACCUUCACAGAUUGCAAUGCAGCCUCAGUGAAACUCAAAAAAGACAAUGUUUAUAUGGACUCGUCCUUGAACGAAGGAGAGACAAACCCUAGCCCAGACAAAAGUACUACUACCAAACCAAAGCCUGCCGCAGAGAGACGUGGGCCAGGGCAAGUCCAAGAGGAUGAUGAGAAGAGCCCCUCCAUGUCCGAAGAAGAACCCAAAGUGUGUCCCUCCCAGUCUCAGCCCCCCUCAUUGAGCAGUGUGUGUCCCCCAGCUCCUUUACUUCCCUCAGACGAAGAGCUGGCAGAAGACCUGCAGAGGUUCAAGCACGAGGUAGGGAUGCUGAAGGUUGUGUUCCUGGAUUUGGAGAAAGAGAAGGCCCUGCUCUGGAAAGAGGUAGGGGAUUAUGACCUCCAUCGCCCCAAGGUAUAGCCCACACCACGCGAUUUCGUUUUUGUCUGGAGGCUGGGGGGAGUGAGGGAUGAGGGAUGAGGGAGGGAGGGGUGAGGGGAGGUGAGGGAUGCGGGGAGGGAGGGGGGAGGGAGGAGGGCGGGAGGGGGGCGGGAGGGAUGGAGGGCGGGAGGGAGGAGGGCGGGAGGGCGGUAGGGGGAGGAGGAGGGAGGGGGAGGGAGGGGGGGCGGGGGGGGUGGGUAGGGCGGAGGGAGGGAGGGAAUGGACAGGCGGAUGGGGAUGGGAGGGGAGGUAGGGCGAGGCGGGAGCGGAGGGGGGGGGGAGUGAGGGGAGGAUCUUUCUCUUUUCUUUCGGGCUUUAUGGUAGGUCGUUUCUUCGUUCUUCUUUCUUUAUUUCUUUUCUUUCUUUCUUUCUUUUAUGUUCUUUCUUUCUUUCUUUCUUUCUUUCUUUCUUUUCUUUUUCUUCUUUCUUUCUUUCUUGCUUUCUUUUUUCUUUCUUACUUUCUUCUCACCGCUUUUUCCAUUCCAUCACCUCAGCUGAGUCUGUGUGAAAAAAGGCCCAAACAAUGCCAGGAAAUACCUCUUCUAGACAAUCCUUUUUUCUUCUACUUCCUCCCAUUUCUCUUUUCUUUUAUUGGAAAUGGUCGACAUACUCUAGUAGUGAAACCAAAGAGUCUGCAUGUCAUUUUCCUUUAGUAUUUAUCUAUAUUUUUUUCAUGAAGCUAAGUGAGCAUUAUUUUUCGCUCUGUCCACGCCAGUUCUUCACUUCAUCAACCACUCCCUCACCCAAUGAGGUGCUGACUGUGGACAGUUCCCAGAGUGACAUUUAACGCCUCAUUGGCCUCGUUUGACUCUCCUCUCUCCUUAAUGCGUUUUAUUUUCUGUCUGCGAGGGGGGGAGAUGAUGUGGAGGCAGGAGGGAUGGGGGGGGAGGGAGAGUGAGGGAGGGAUGGAGGGAGGGAGGAGGGCGGGAUUGGGAGGGAGGGAGGGAGGGAGGGGGCGGGGGCGGGGGGAGGGCUGGAGAGAGUCGCGAGAGAGAGAGCGACGAGAGAGCAUAGAGGUCUAGAUAUCGAGCUUAGACUCUCUAUAUUCUCUAUCUCUCUCUCUCUAAUCUCUCUCUUCUCUCUCUCUACUCUCUCCAUCUCUCUCUCUCUCUCCUCUCUAUCUCUCUCUAUCUCUCUCUCUCUCUCUCUCUCUCUUCUCUCCUCUCUCUCUCUCUCUCUCUCUAUCAGCUGUAGUAUUGUGUGCUUCCUGGAUUUCACCAACGCCUCAUCAUCCACCCUCAAAGGAGCAUCAUCCAUCUUCUCUUGUAGUGAUUUUUUUUGUUUAUUGUUGUGUCUUUUUCUCCAUCUGUGUGCUUUGCAUGCUGCCACAUGUUGAGAAAACAGUUGUUUGCUACUCUCGGGUCAUUUCUCUUUUGCUCAUUCUCCCUAGCUGGUGUGGUGUGAAGUGGUGAACAUUUACCUAUAGAAACACCCUUAUUUUCUAUGAAAAUAAGCCAGGUUGGACUGAUGUGUGGGUGUAGCAGUUGUGUUUCAUUUGCACAGUGUUUUGUGCAUGCUUUUGUGAUGACAUUAAAGCGAUAGUUCAGCCAAAUUUGCAAAUAUUAGUUAAUGUUAGCAUUUUCAUUUUUUUAGCAAACCCAAUGUAAGUCACUGUCCCCUAGUUGGCAUGCUCCAAUCAUCUCAAAGCAUCUUCAAACCAAGUUGUUGAGCUAAUCAAUGUUUUUUUUUUGUUGUAUUUUUUGAUGAUUUGGGCAUGCUAACUGGGGGACAUUGACUUACAUUGGUCAAAUGCUAAUAUUAUCAUUUGGUGGCAGUGGCUAGUUUAAGAAAACCAAAGCAUGGAUUGCCGUCUGUCCUUAUCCAUUUGGUUUUGUUCGAAAAUGCUAAUGAUUUCUAGGUAAGGAAGCACAUAUCUGGGUGAGCUAUCCCUUUAAUGUGUUACCCUGUAACACUAAAACAGUUGCCAUCUAAAAUCAUUAAUGUUGAUGAAAGUGUUAAACGGACAACUAGACGGACGACUAGAAAAAACCCUCAAACCAAGUUUAUUCAACCACUGGGUCAAACAGCUGCAUAAGACAAAGACAUGUUUACACAAGCACAUAUAUUUAUACCCUCCUUCUAGGCUGAGUGUCCUUGCACAUCUAGACAGCCAAUACUCACGGCUGUCCUACCUUAUCUGUGACUGAAACCAGACUGUUGCCCUUCUCCUCUCCAUAGGAUACAUGAGAUUUAACAAUAACAUGUUCUGACAGAAUGUAAACUUUCUGCCCUCCCCUUUCUCACUCAGUAGAUUCCAUCCACUCAGUUCUAAUAGUGUAAGAUAUUUCAAGUUAGAAGUUCGAAUCGAACAAAAGGAAUUUGAAAACACUCUUAACUAAAACAAUUUGGCCAGCCUUUUGAAUGUGUUUUUCCAGGCACUUUGGAUAAUGUCUGCUCUGUGAAAGCUUAACGUAGCUGUAUAGGAUUGCAUAGGAAUGGAGCUGCCUGUAAAGCUGCUGCAUCCCUGUAGUUAAGCCUAACCAUGGUUGCAUCCUAAUGGAACCAUAUUCCCUACAGUGCACUACUUUUGGUCAAAAGUAGUGCACUAUCUAGGGUAUAGGGUGCUAUUUAGAACAUAUUACAUGAAGGUGUUAGGUCUCUCAGGGGAGGGGUGACAGACUAAAAUAUAUAUGGUAUGGUAGUAUACCUGCUCCAAAACACAUUUUAAAGGCCGGCUUAAACUAACCAUUCUCAAGCAGUAUGUGUAAGGCUAAUUCUGCAGCUUUGAUCAUUAAACAUUUACCCUGUCUUUACAGUUGGGCGAAGACCAGACAAAGACCAACAUGGAGGUGCUGCAAAAAUCAAGUGCUUCAUGGGAUGCAGGAGGAUUAAAGAGAAGACAGUGUGAACGUGAACUAGACAAAGAAGAAGAGGAGAAACCUGAGACCAGUUUAGGACACCCUAAAGAGUCACACAGUGGAAAUGGUGCAACAGAAAGCGAACAUCAGCUCAGAGCAACAGACAGUAUUGCCCAAAGACACUGGUCCAAAAGUCCAAAGAGGUAUGUGUCUUUGUUUUGAUUUAGUUUCCCCCCCCAAUUAAUUCAUGUUGCUUUGUCAUUGUGCAUAGCUUUAGGAGCCAGGCAAUAAGGUUCUUAAAGGACAGAGGACAAUCAGAACUUCACUGACAGAAUCAAGAGGCCUAUUAGACUUGGAGCAGUUAUUUGCAAAAGUGGUAUCAAAUGAGCUAAGACAUCAGUUGUACUUGUCACCUAAAGACCAGCAGUCCAAAGGCAACCAAAGACAUUCCGUUCCAAUUCUCUCCCUACCGCUCACCCUUGGCCCUACCCAUUUCGAUAAAUGCAGCUCUGUAAGGUGAAAGCAAUAUAGUGGAAGCCCUGCCACUUCCUUGCUUAUACCUAUCCAAGGGCCGAGUUGAGACUGGCUGGCAGACCGACUGUCUCCCAUUAUCAUACCCUGGUCCACUCUAAUACAGUCCCAUGUCACAACUGUACUUUGGUUUAGUUUUGAUUCCUUCCCCUGUCCUUUACCCUGCUGCCACUACUUAAAUGACACCUCCCACUCCAGGGCAAUCAACCAUAUUCCCAGCUAUUGGCUACUGUCAUGGGGCAUGACGUUCACCGCUAGGUCUAUGCUCUCCCUAUAGCGCUGACAGGGCCCUGGAGGACCAACUACGUCAUCAGCAGCAGAAGAAGAAGAAGGAGGGGAGAGCUGUAUCUAACGAGGCCACCUUACAGUUACCCUUUCUGGGGGGAGCCAGGCAUGGCCAAGCUCCCCAGGCAGCUAACCAUGUUAACGCAGGAGACCCCCUCUCAGUGUUUGACGAUAGUACUUUAAGUGAAGUGUCGGACGAUGAUGGAAGGUAUAUAUGCAGUAUGACAUUUUACUUUACUGAUGAUGUCACUAACUCUGACAGUUCAAUGAUUGGUGGUGGGAUAUGAUCUGGACUUUUCUUUUGACUUCAUCUGUUAUAUUUCUCUAUUUUCUGCUUUCAAAUAUGUUGCAUGUCGAACUCUUGAACUACUCAUUUUGAAAGGUAUACUGCAUUAUACCAUCGCGCUUCUACGAAAUAAGUCGUGCUACUUGUCGGCACCCUUGCACACAGCUUGAGGAGCGAGCAUUCGUGACGUUUUCCUAAAUAAUCUUUCCCGCUCUUCUUCUGUUUGUGUUUGUUUGUCGUUGUCAGGUCUCUAUCUGCAUGGCAUCGGAAGGACAAGGUAAAUUCCUGGCUUUUGGUCUUUUUUCCCCUACACUAUUACCAUGGCUUUGUGCACCCAAAUGUUCAUUCAUUGAGAUCCUUAAGAAAAUGGCAUGAUUAAAAAAAAAAAAGGGACAUUACACUCCAAAAUCAAAGACUGUAAAUUAAUGUCUAGGCUAUCUGUGUAGUAGAUCUAUAUACCACAGUACAAAAUUAAUGGAAAUGAUAAACACUAGAUAAUGUCCAGAUUUGCAGCACUUAUCUUUUCCAUUAAAGGGAUAGCUCACUAGAGCUGGGACGAUUUAACGAAAAAUUACCGACAUUGCCUUCCUCUUACUAAAGUAUUUAGCUUACGUCGGUAAUAUUAAUUGAUUUUGCUACAGAACGUUCCUGUAGAUUGUUCUAAAAUCAUUAUUUGCUCAACCGUAAUAGCCUAAGCAUUAUGUUGAUUCCUGCUAUAAAAGUAUUAGCCUGUCCCUUUUUCCCUUUUGGAUGCUGUGUGAUCAAGCCACUCUCACUCCCUCUACCCACUGUAGAGUUCGCACGGAGGGAGAGCUGCAUUCUGAUAAGCACAAGCAUAUGACCGUUGCUCAAAAUGCAAUUGCAGGAAAAAUACAGUUUCCAAAGCAACUACUGUUGGUCUAGUAACAGAGAUGAGAGUCACAGCUUUCUGUGAGUAUAUCAUUUAUUUCUCACCUCUUAAUAUUGAGGUAAUGGCACCACUUUACUAAAACUGGACUGAUCCGAUAAAUGGUUGAUUUAGGUGCAAUCUUACUAGCAGCAAUAUCCUUGCCUGUGCAAAGCAAUGAUGACGGCAUGUGUUUCCUUGCAGGUAACCAUGGUUAACAGAGGAAUAACAAUGAUUUCAAGCACCACCCUCCUUUUAAAGCUUCCAGUCUGUUAUUCUAACUCAAUCAGCAUGACAGAGUGAUCUCCAGCCUUGUCCUCGUCAACACUCUCACCUGUGUUAAUGAGAGAAUCACUGACAUGAUGUCAGCUGGUCCUUUUGUGGCAGGGAUGAAAUGCAGUGGAAAUGUUUUUUGGGGAUUUAAGUUCAUUUUCAUGGCAAAGAGGGACUUUGCAAUUAAUUGCAUUUCAUCUGAUCACUCUUCAUAACAUUCUGGAGUAUAUGCCAAUUGCCAUCAUAAAAACUGAGGCAGCAGACUUUGUGAAAAUUACUAUUUGUGUCAAAACUUUUGACCACGACUGUAGGCUAUCAUCUCCGUUUUCUUACUUGGCACUGGAAAAAAAUUGUGUCCAAUUAUCGUUAUCGAGCAACCUAAUUAAAUUGAUCGCAAUAUAACUUUUUGUCCAUAUCGUUCAGCUUCAUAGUUCACCCAAAUUGCAAAAUCACAUAUUGGCUUCCUUACCCCUUAAGCAAUCUGUGGACAAGGUAUGGCACCAAUCCAUGCUUUAGUUUUGUUUCCCUGGCACUGUUUCCAAAUGAUAACAUUUUAGGAUUUGUGGCAAAAAUCCAAUGCAAGUCAAUGGUACCUAUGGGCGAGAGUGGGGUAAGUCGUGCAAAAGGGUUAGUUGAACCACCCCUUGUUUCUAGGAAACCAUACACAAAAUUAAUCAUGUGACCAAAUAUUUAGAAGAGGUAAUCAUUUCAUGGAGUCCGAAGGAAGAAACCACAUGGAAAAAGUUGUAAGCAAGUUGUGUCCAAAAAACUGAUGUUCACAAAGUGUUUUUAAUUUAUUGUGUAUAGGUUUCAUGAUGCUUGUAUCUAAAUCAUAGUAGGUAUUUUUAACUGUUUUAUACAUCAGUUGGGUUCUCUAUAAGCUACAAUAUGGUCUUAGCAUUGCAUUUUUGUAGGUGUUUGGGCUAAUAUAGUCAAAAUGUUUGCUCUGGGGUAAAUUGUGCCUUUUGGCCAGGGGCAACUUGAGCCAAUGUCUAAUCAUACAAAUUAUGACAACAUUUUGUCAGUUUUAUGCAUAAUUUAGUAUUUUGAAGACAACUCGCAUUUGUGUGGAAAGUCAAGUUCAAAUGAUGGAAAAUGCCUUCCUCAGUUGGGUUCGCCCCCCUCAAUGCCACAAUUAAAAGUGUUUUCUUCCCAGGCCUAAUGCAAGGCCUUAUCGCUGGGGUAUGUGGUUACACCAGGGCCUUAGCCUAUGUUAAAAGUUUUUUUUUUUAAGUACAAUUUACCCCAUAUCCGGGGUAAGUUCUACCAAGAGACCACUUUUUUUGGACAAGCUAUGUUUUCAAAACUGUUAUAUUUGCUUGAAUUCUGAUUUUUUUUUUUCAGGGAUACACAACAUCCUGAAAUAUGUGAAGAUAUCUUUGUUAGAAAGAAUACUACAGUGCAUUCACACCCCUUGACUUUUUCCACAUUUCUGUUGUGUUACAGCCUGAAUUUAAAAUGAAUUAAAUUUAGAUUUUUUUUGUCACCGGCCUACACACAAUACCCCAUAAUGUCAAAAGUGGAAUGAUGUUUUUUGAAAAAAAAUUGAAAUGUCUGGAGUCAAUAACUAUUCAACCCCUUUGUUGUGGCAAGCAUAAAUAAGUUAAGGAGUAAAAAUGUGCUUACAAGUCACAUAAUAAGUUGCAUGGACUCACUCUGUGUGCAAUAAUAGUGUUUAACAUGGUUUUUGAAUAACUACCUCAUCUCUGUUCCACACACACAAUUAUAUGUAAGGUCCCCCAGUUGAGCAGUGAAUUUUAAACACAGAUUCAACCACAAAGACCAGAGAGGUUUUCAAAUGCCUCGCGAAGAAGGGCACCUAUUGGUAAAAAAUAGAGAAAAAAAAGACAUUGAAUAUCCCUUUGACCAUGAUGAAUUUAUUAAUUACACUUUGGAUGGUGGAUCAAUACACCCAGUCACUACAAAGAUACAGGCGUUCUUCCUUACUCAGUUGCCGGAGAGGAAGGAAACCGCUCAUGGAUUUCACCAUGAGGCCAAUGGUGACUAGUUCGAGUUUAAUGGCUGUGAGAGGAGAGAACUGAGGAUGGAUCAACAACAUUGUAGUUACUCCACAAUACUAACCUAAUUGACAGAGUAAAAAGAAAGAAGCCUGUACAGAAUACACAUAUUCCAAAACAUGCAUCCUGUUUGCAACAAGGCACUAAAGUAAUACUGCUAAGAAUGUGGCAAAGCAAUGAACUUUUUGUCCUGAAUACAAAGUGUUAUGUUUGGGGCAAAUCCAAUACAACACAUAACUGAGUACCACUCUCCAUAUUUUUAAGCAUAGUGGUGGCUGCAUCAUGUUAUGGGUAUGCUUGUAAUCAUUAAGGACUGGGGAGUUUUUCCAGGAUAAAGAAACGGAAUGGAGCUAAGCACAUGCAAAAUCCUAGAGGAAAACCUGGUUGUCUGCUUUCCAUCAGACAUUCUGAGAUUUAAUUCUACUUUUAGUAGGACAAUAACCUAAAACACAAGGCCAAGUCUACACUGGAGUUGCUUCCCAAGAAGACAGUUAAUGUUCCUGAGUGGCCAAGUUAGUUUUGACUUAAAUAUGCUUGGAAAUGUAUGGCAAGACUUAAAUUGUUGGUUAGUAAUGAUCAACAACAAAUUUGACAGAGCUUGAAGAAUUUUGAAAAGAAUAAUAGGCAAAUAUUGUACAAUCCAGAUGUGCAAAGCUCUUAGAGACGUACCCAGAAAGAUUCACAGCUGUAAUCGCUGCCAAAGGUGAUUCUAACAUGUAUUGACUCAUGGGUGUGAAUACUUACAUAAAUGAAAUAUUUCUGCAUUUCAUUUCCAAUAAAUGUGCUAAAAUGUUUUACGUGACUUUAAGUGGCUUCGUUGAGUUACACAAUCAAUUUGAGAUACUUGAGAUUUUAAUGUCAAUCUCCUCAGUUCAGAACCGAUGGCUUGGGAUGUGGACUUUUGAGCUCUGAAAACAUCUGACAAACGUUGAUUUUGGAGUGCAGUGUCCCUUUAAGAAAAUGUCAUGAGUUUAGUUAAAAUUCACAAAUGGCCCUCAAACAUACCAACUUUUACACAUGGAUAUAGUGUAUGUAGUGUAAAUCUUUGAUCUGUUUUAUGUUGCGUCCCCAACCUCAGACUGCUGGCGAGAUGGAGAUCGCGGAAGACUUUGAUGAGCUCACACAGUCAUCGGACACGGCCACAUCUGACCUCGAAGACCCCACCUCUGGCUACCGUCACGCCUCUUUUCUCAUCAAACAGCUCGACUCUACCACUUUAGGUACACAUGGUCCAAAAUCUAUCACUUUAACCAAGUCUUGUUUGAUUGGGGAUUAAAGUUUAUUUUUGGGGGUAGUACAGUAACACAUGUAUGUCUAAAUCCAUCUCUGUAGAUAAUAUCAGCUGAUAUCUUAAAACCACAAUGUAGCCUUUGUAUCCUAGGCUCUAUCUCAAACAGUCUUUCCAGGAUUUCUCGCAUUCUAUCUCCUUGCCUCCUUAGUAUUUGAGGAGAAGAUCCAAGGUCCCUCCCCUUUGACAUUUAUCUCCAAUGCAUUUUGAGAAGGAGGCAAGGAAUCCAGGAAAGAUGAAUUGAGGAAGUCCCCAAGGCUCUAACCCUACUCACCUUUCCCUCCCACCCCACCCCUCUGUCCCCUCAGACUCCGUGAGCAUCGUGAAGCUCCAGAACAUGUUCCACGAGUAUGAGCGCACCAUCCAGAGGGAGCGGGCCCGCCAUGGGCGCCUGUCCGACAAGGUGAGCCAGCUGGAGGCCGAGCGGUGCGAGCUGAGGGCCUCCCUGGAGGAAAGCCGGGACGGCAAGCAGGCCCUGGAUCACCGGCAGCUGGAGCUGAACACGGACCUCAACAACCUUAAGUAAGUUAGCCAAAGAGUAGAGGUAUUUUUUGUCGUUCUAUGAGACAAUGUUUUUUUUCUCUCCCUCUCAAUGAACCUUUCAUAUUUUUCUGCUCUUUCACAUCUCUCGCUCUCUCGCUCUCCCUUUCAUUUUUAUCAUCUCUCCUCUCACUCUCUGUCUCUGCUAACACACUAAGUGUAGAUGUGACCCUCUGAUCUCUCUGUGUUCUGUAGGUUCCAGCUGAAGCAGGAGCAGGAGAAGCACCGGAACGCCUCCAUGCUGUACGACAAGACGCGGGAAAUGCUGCGGAGGAAGGAGGAGGAGCUCCGGGCCGAGGCCGAGGAAAAGCACAAGGUGGAGCUGGCCGUGAGGAACCAGGAGCUGGAGAUGAGGGCCAUCCUUAACAAUAUGAAACAGGUCAAAUGCUCUCUGUCUCUCUCUUUCUCUCAGCCCUCCUCUUCCUACAUUUAAAUUAUGACAAUAACAUAAUUAUUUUAUACCUAGAUUACACUGAUAUGUUGUACUUUGUGGAUGACCCCUGACCUAGCACUCUAUCGGUCAGUUUUUAAUGUUCUUCCGCCAUUGCCACACAUAUACCACAGGUGUCGUAAAAGAGUGUCGUAAACAAUCACUCAGAACCACAUCAAUACAUCUUCCUUUUUUUUGUAUACUUUUUUUUUUUUUUUUUUACAAACAUACACAUUUCAUCAACAAGCAAUGUCAAUUCACAAAUACCAAUUAAUCCCAGUUUCAAAAUAGUCAAUAGUGAAAAUAUAAAAACAAACCCCAACAAUUCAAUGAAUCAGCCUCUCAGUCUUUGGUCCAUUAAACAUCACCACUUGUUCUCGUUUCUUUUUCCUGUGUCUUGAGCGUCCUCAAACGUCUCCUGGGUUCUCAAAAGUCUUUGUCAAUUGCGCCGAUACACAGCCUCAUCUUCUGUCCUGACUGUAUAUGACCGAGGCACAACCUCCUCCAAUACAGGAGCCUUUCUAUCCUAUGAAUCCGGACCCCGAAUUCGAACCACAUCCUGAGCUGCCAACGGUGACAACACUAGCAGUUUUGUCAUAGUAGAGUUUUUGUCUUGCCUUCAACUGCAGGGCCCUGUCCUACACAGCUAAUGGGCAGUCAUUCAGGCAUAAAAUAGGCAACCUGGAACACAACUUGCGUCCCAUUAAGAUUUCUGCAGGUGACCGGCCACAUUCCAAGGGUGCUGCUCUGUAAGACAAUAAAGCCAAGUAUGGAUCAGUCCCACUGUGUGCUGCCUUUUUUAAGUCUAUUCAUGAUUUGCACACCUUUUUCAGGCUUUCUGUUACUUUUAGGAUAUAGUGGACUAGAGGUUAUAUGUCUGAACUCAUAAUGUUCUGCAAAUAUCGUAAACUCACUGCAAGCAAACUGAGGUGCAUUGUCAGAAACCACCACUAGGGGAAUCCCAUGCCUAGCAAAGAAUGAUUUCAAAUGCAAAAUGACAGUCUUUGCUGUUGUGCUGGACAAGAGUGCAAUUUCAGGGUAAAUUGACAAGUAGUCGACAGUCAACAAAUAGUCCUUACCAUUGCAGUGAAACAAGUCGACUCCAACCUUCUCCCAGGCUGUGGUGGGUACCUCUCCCAUAACCAUGGGUUCCUUGGGCAGUCUAUAAUGAAAUUUGAGACGUGUCACAAUUUCCAACCAUUUGCUCAAUGUCAGAAUUUAUAUUUGGCCAAUAAAGGGACUCUCUGGCCCUUCUCUUACAUUUCUCAGCUCCCAGAUGUCCUUCAUGCACUCUCUGUAGCAUCUCCUGACCCAUUGAAGUAGGUAUCACCGUUCUGUUGUUCUUCAACAGCACACCAUUGACCACUGACUGCUCUGCGCUUAGUGGGAAGUACUGCUUACAAGAGCCUUUUUGCCAGCCAUUUUCCAGAUUCUGGAUCACCUUGCAAAGAAUGGGAUCUGUUGUGGUCUCUUCAGCUAUUCUCCUUAGUUGCUGCUCAGAAACAGGAAGUGACUCCAUGACCAUAUCCACAUGCAAGGCAACCUCCUCCUCCAUAGACUCCUGACUGAGGCUGAUUUGGGCCACCACUGGUGGAACCCUUGAGAGGGCAUCUGCAACCUCUAAAGUUGACCCAGGAACAUAGGUUAGAACAAAAUCAUAGCGUUGCAACCUCAUCAUCAUCCUUUGAAGACAAUGAGGCAUGUCAUUCAGAUUUUUUAGAGAGAUUGGAAUAAGGGGUUUAUGGUCUGUUUCUAGAAUCACCUUUGGUAAGCCAUAAAUGUAACAUUGAAACUUCUCACAACCAACGACCAACCCUAGGCACUCCUUUUCUAUUUCAGCAUAACGCUUUUCAGCAUCAGUCAUGGAAUGGGCCGCAUAAGCCACAGGCUUCCACAUACCUUGAUGCUCCUGAAGCAGCACUGCUCUAAUGCCAUUUUUGGAGGCGUCCGUGGACACCUUGGUAGUAGGACUGCUCUUCAGUUAGCACUGCUCUUCAGCCAAAAUGUUCUUUACAUCGUUCCACUCUCUUUCAUGUUCUCUGUUCCAUGAGAACUCUGUCUUGUCCUGAAGGAUUGUCCUUAAGUUCACUGUUUUAGCUGACAAGUUUGGUACAAACUUCCCCAAAUAAUUGACCAUACCCAAAACCUGCUGAAUGCCUUUCCUUUUUGUGGGAUUUGCCAUCUCCCUCACCGCUUUGACCUCGGCAUGAUCAGGCUGCACACCCUCCGAGGACAGCUUAUCCCCAAGAAAUGUGAUUUCCUUCGCACAGAACUGACAUUUAGCCUGAUUUAGCUUCAAACCAUGCUUCUGAACCCUCUGCAGAGUCUUUCCCAGCCGCUCAUUGUGUUCCUGAAUAGUGGACCCCAGACCACAAAAUCAUCCACAUACACUCUGACACCCUCUAACCCCUCAAUGACACUUUCCAUGGCCUUGUGAAAGAGAUCAGGGGCAGAACUUAUGCCAAAAGGUUACAUCUUAAAGGAAUAUCUUCCAAAGGGAGUAUUGACUGUACGCAGUUUGGUGCUGGCUGCAUCCAACCUCACCUGCCAGAAUCCAUUUGACGCAUCCAAUUUGGAGAAAUAGUGUGUGCCAGCCAUUUCACACACUAUCUCCUCCCUCUUAGGAAUCUGAAAAUGCUCCCUUUUGAUACAUUUAUUUAGGUCCUUGGGGUCCAUACAGACUCUCAGAUCUCCAUUCCUUUUCCGAACACACACCAUGGAAUUCACCCAGUCUGUUGGCUCCUCUGUUUUCACGAGCACAUUGAGUUUCACUAUUCUUCCCAACUCCUUCUUUAGAUCCUUCCGUAGUGGCACCGUAACUCUGCGUGGUGCAUGAAUCACUGGCUUGGCAUUCUCUGUGAGAGUAAUAGAGUGAAUGAGAGGCAAUGCUCCAAAUCCUGUGAACACAUCAGAAUAACUUUGAGCAAUCUCCUCACCAUUUUGAUUACUUGUCACCCAUUGAACACUGUGCAGCCAGUCAAAGUCAUUAAUGGUGUACACUUGCUUAACCAGUCCCAACGACUCACAUGCUGUAUCCCCCAAAAGAGAAUCAUGCCACUCUGGUACAAUCACAAACAUACAGUGGGGAGAACAAGUAUUUGAUACACUGCCGAUUAUGCAGGCUUUCCUACUUACAAAGCAUGUAGAGGUCUGUAAUAUUUAUCAUAGGUACACUUCAACUGUGAGAGACGGAAUCUAAAACAAAAAUCCAGAAAAUCACAUUCUAUGAUUUUUAAGUAAUUAAUUUGCAUUUUAUUGCAUGACAUAAGUAUUUGAUCACCUACCAACCAGUAAGAAUUCCGGCUCUCACAGACCUGUUAGUUUUUCUUUAAGAAGCCCUCCUGUUCUCCAGUCAUUACCUGUAUUAACUGCACCUGUUUGAACUCGUUACCUGUAUAAAAGACACCUGUCCACACACUCAAUCAAACAGACUCCAACCUCUCCACAAUGGCCAAGACCAGAGAGCUGUGUAAGGACAUCGGGGAUAAAAUUGUAGACCUGCACAAGGAUGGGAUGGGCAACAGGACAAUAGGCAAGCAGCUUGGUGAGAAGGCAACAACUGUUGGCGCAAUUAUUAGAAAAUGGAAGAAGUUCAAGAUGACGGUCAAUCACCCUCGGUCUGGGGCUCCAUGCAAGAUCUCACCUCGUGGGGCAUCAAUGAUCAUGAGGAAGGUGAGGGAUCAGCCCAGAACUACACGGCAGGACCUGGUCAAUGACCUGAAGAGAGCAGGGACCACAGUCUCAAAGAAAACCAUUAGUAACACACUACGCCGUCAUGGAUUAAAAUCCUGCAGCGCACGCAAGGUCCACCUGCUCAAGCCAGCACAUGUCCAGGCCCGUCUGAAGUUUUACAAUGAACAUCUGGAUGAUCCAAAGGAGGAAUGGGAGAAGGUAAUGUGGUCUGAUGAGACAAAAAUAGAGCUUUUUGGUCUAAACUCCACUCGCCGUGUUUGGAGGAAGAAGAAGGAUGAGUACAACCCCAAGAACACCAUCCCAACCGUGAAGCAUGGAGGUGGAAACAUCAUUCUUUGGGGAUGCUUUUCUGCAAAGGGGACAGGAUGACUGCACCGUAUUGAGGGGAGGAUGGAUGGGGCCAUGUAUCGCGAGAUCUUGGAUGGGUCGUGGCUGGGUCUUCCAGCAUGACAACGACCCCAAACACACAGCCAGGGCAACUAAGGAGUGGCUCCAUAAGAAGCACCUCAAGGUCCUGGAGUGGCCUAGCCAGUCUCCAGACCUGAACCCAAUAGAACAUCUUUGGAGGGAGCUGAAAGUCUGUAUUGCCCAGCGACAGCCCCGAAACCUGAAGGAUCUGGAGAAGGUCUGUAUGGAGGAGUGGGCCAAAAUCCCUGCUGCAGUGUGUGCAAACCUGGUCAAGACCUACAGGAAACGUAUGAUCUCUGUAAUUGCAAACAAAGGUUUCUGUACCAAAUAUUAAGUUCUGCUUUUCUGAUGUAUCAAGUACUUAUGUCAUGCAAUAAAAUGCAAAUUAAUUACUUAAAAAUCAUACAAUGUGAUUUUCUGGAUUUUUGUUUUAGAUUCCGUCUCUCACAGUUGAAGUGUACCUAUGAUAAAAAUUACAGACCUCUACAUGCUUUGUAAGUAGGAAAACCUGCAAAAUCGGCAGUGUAUCAAAUACUUGUUCUCCCCACUGUAAGUGUGUGGCUUCUUGUUAUCCCCUUUACAGUUAGCCAACACAAACUUUUAGUCUCAAUUGCUUGGCCUUUGUACGCUUUGAGAGCAACAGCCUUUUGCAUGAUUGCUGGUUUGUGCUUUGGCUCAUGAAAAUAUAUUAUUGAUCAGGUUGGCUUUAGCCCCUGUAUCCAGGUCAAAAUUGUACCAUUUGACCACAAGUGGUACAACCCAGUGGUAACUAGCUACAGUAUGGACCUGUGAUGGCUCUUGCCCGUCCUCCAUGCAAUCCACAGUACCCACAAACAAAUCACUUUGUUCAUUCUCCUCCAUUUCAAUGGUAUGAACAUUUUGUCUCCCAUACUUGUCCUUUGCAAAACACAUUUUUCCAAAAUGACUUUUCCCCUUGCACUUGUAGCAACAUUUUCCAAAGGCAGGGCACUUCCUGACCUGGUGCCUGGUGCCACACCUAUUACAAUCAUAUUGCUUGUGACUCCUUUGGUCAAAGUCAUAUUGCUUGUGGCUCCUUUGCUCAUAGCGCCACCUUGUGUCUUUGUGUACAAAAUCCACUGCUGUGCUUUCCACCUCCAUAGCAGUGUUUGCUGGUGUGGAGCUAAAGGUUUUAAUAUGCAAUUGUGCCAGCUCAUUCGCCUGACAUAUUUUUACUGCAGUGUCCAAAUGUAACUUACUUUCCCGCAGCAAUCUUUCUCUAACUCUGGAGUCAUUUAUACCAAACACAAUCUGAUCUCGAAGCAUAGUUGAGGUUAGGUCUACAAAAUUACACGUCUGUGCUUUUAAUUUCAAAUCUGUAAAAAAAAUGUAAAAAAAUAAGACGUCAUAUGGUUCAUAUGUCUCGUUCUUUUUAGGUGAACAAUAUGCAUCAAACUGAUCCAGUACCUCCGCAAAAUCGUCUUUAUCCUCUUCAUUUGCAAACAUUUGCCUGUGGUCCCUCUAUAGUAAGAAAGAGAGCAACUUUACGUUCAUAUGGCUCCUUUGUAACUCCAAUGGCAGACAUAUACAGCAAAAACCAUUGCCAAAAUGUUUUCCAAUUUGCGUCCACAUUCCCAUCCAGGCUCAAAGCCUCUGGUGGCUUGAUAACAUCCAUUGCGCUUCCAUAAACUCCAACAUUCACAGAAAAAACACUAUUUCCACUCCUGGUACCAUGUAUUACUUUGUUGGUUACAGCAAGCAAAGACGACCAUCACCAUUGUUAACGAGUUUUUAAUGUUCUUCCGCCACACAUAUACCACAGGUGUCGUAAACAAUCACUCAGAAUCACGUUAAUACACCUUCCUUCCUCCCUCUUUCUUCUCUUUUAAUAGUCUGUUGUUGGGCACAAAGCAUUUAUGUAUGUGAAUGAGUAUGAAUGUAGCCUGUGUGUGUGUGUGUGUGUCGUCCCCUAGUCGGAGGAGGAUCGCAGCGAGACCCAGAGGCUGCUGACCCAGGAGCGAGGUGCCCGAGUUCUGUCAGAGACCCUCCUUAACAAUCACCUCCGCAAGCAGCAGGAGAUCGAGGAGGAGAACAGGAGGACCAUCAGCAAGAGCAACGAGGUAACAUACUAACUCCUACCAAAGUUGGGGUCAAUUCAAAAUAAGUCUAUUCAGGAAUUGAUUUGAAUUUAAAAUAAAAUGACAACACUUUUGAAAUAAGUAGCUUCGCCUUUUCGGUUUAUUGAGAAGUCAUUUUUCAAUGAUUUAAUUGGAAUUACAGUUUGCUUCCUGAACUGACUCUUCAAUUCAAAGUGACCCCAACCCUGACCUCCCCAUUCACUCUUUCUCAAUUUACUUAAAAUCCAUCCUCGCCUCUCCUUAGUGUAGUUGCACUGAUCUGAAUACAAUGACGAGGUGAAAACCAGCCUAAUAAUGAGCUUCCACCAACUAGUUUUCAUCUGUCAUUUCUUUUCCAGUCAGUACAGAUGAGGCAAGGAAAUGAGGAGAGGACAUAUUUUUUUAAACAAAUUUAUAAAGACCUUUAGGCUUCACUAAGGCAGUUGUACAACCCUGGCAAUACAGAUGUUUUGUCUAUAAAUGGCAUCAUACAUCUACCAUACAGAAAAACUUAAUCGAGAUGUAUUAUAAAGAGCACUAUUCAUGCAGUCAUCUUUUCAUUCUGUUUAAAAACAAUUUGCUGAGUAAUCCUUGCUGCUGUCAAAUGUCAAGUCUGAGUCUAUCAGUGGCAUCAUACAUUGAAAGUAGAACCCGACCGAUAUGGGAUUUUUGGGUUUGAUACGGUUACCGAUUUUAGGGAGGGAAAAGUCACCGAUUACUGAUAUUGUUUUUCAGAAGUGGAAUGAAAAACAUACCUUUUCUUUACACAAAUUGUACUCUAAAGGAUGAAAGGCCCAAUGCAGCCAUUUGUAUAUCAAUAUCAAAUCAUUUCUGGGUAACAGUUAAGUACCUUACUGUAAUAGAUUUCCAUAAAAAUGGGCAAUAAUAGCUUUUUAGAAACAACAUUUUUCUCAAGCAAGAAUUUUGGAUUGUCUGGGAAGUGGUCUGAGUGGGGAGGGGAAAACUAAAAACGAGUAUUUGGAUCUCUCUUUGGUAUUGGUCUAUUAACCAAUUUACCGCAUGGUGAUGUCACCAUUGAAAGCUUAAACUCACGCCCAUGCAGACCUGCUGAUUUAGAUGGUCCUGUGUAGAUUGUAUUUUCAACUAGCAACUAUCAGGAAAUAACACCGAUAUUUAUUUAUUUUUUACACUUUUUUAGUGUAAUCAACUUUUGUACAAUAUGACACAAUACACAGCAAAACAUUUAUUUUGACUGCACUGGGCCUUUAACAGAUAAAUGAGGAUUUCUUAACUACAUAUUAAAAUUAACAUUAUUUAAGAACAUUUACAUGAUAACCACCAAAAAGCAACUAUAUCCUCUAAAUACGAAAGUAAAUACAAAACACUUGUUUAGUUUACCUUCUUAGGUACAACUUAAAAAUGUGUCCAUCUAUGGCAGUGGAUUAGAAGUAUGUAGAAGUGUUUGAUGAAACACCACAAGCACACUAAUAAACAAGAAGGGGGAGUCUGCUGGCUGAAUGAAUUAAACUUUGUCUCGAAGUAAAUCUGAAACUGCACUGUUCACAAUCUGUCUGUAUUGCAGUAACAUGCAGUUUGUAAUGUCACCACUAGUGGCAGUGUCAGCAUUUGUAUUUAGUAGAUUCACUACAAUGCUUUACAACAGUCAAAGGUCAUGUAAACAAACACUUUAUGCAACCUAACCCUAAACGCUAGCUGUUCAUUAUGACAAUGUUUUCUUACUUAAACCAUAUGUACAUGACACUAUGUUAUUCAAUACAAAAUUAUUUGGCUAUAUAUUUCAACUGCAAAUGGCAUGAGCUGAUGACUGAAAAUGUUGAUGCAGGCUAAUGCUUGCCGCACUGGUUUAAGUCACACACAUUCUAAUGUAGCUAGUGAGCUAACAAUCUUAUCUCAUCAUGAAUUCAAGCCUGAAUGAUAGAUCUGCACCAACUGUCUUGCGUUUUGCGGAUUGCAUAUUUCGGAGAACUAACUAAAUAAGCCACUAACAUAAUAGGCCCAGACAGUAAGUGUUAUUUUUGUAUCAAGGACUUGGGCGCCAGUCGAGUGUUUGCGCAUAAGUAGCACAGAUUGCUAGCUAAGCUAACUACACUGAACAAAAAUAUAAACGCAACAAUUUCAACGAUUUUGCUAAGUUACAGUUCAUAUAAGGAAAGCAGUCAAUUGAAAUGAAUUCAUUAGGCCCUAAUCUGUGGAUUUCACAUUAUUGGGAAUACAGAUACAGUGCAUUCUGAAAGUAUUCAGACCCCUUCCCUUUUUUCCACAUUUUGUUACGUUGCAGCCUUAUUCUAAAAUGGAUUAAAUAAAUAAAAAUUCAUCAUCAAUCUACACACAAUACCCCCAUAAUGACAAAGCGAAAACAGGUUUUUAGAAAGCUUUGCAAAAAUGAAGAAAUACCUUAUUUACAUAAGUAUUCAGACCCUUUGCUAUGAGACUCGAAAUUGAGCUCAGGUGCAUCCUGUUUCAAUUGAUCAUCCUUGAGAUGUUUCUACAACUUGAUUUAGAGUCCACCUGUGGUAAAUUCAAUUGAUUGGACAUGAUUUGGAAAGGAACACACCUGUCUACAGUCGUGGCGAAAAAAUUUGAGAAUGACACAAAUAUUAAUUUUCACAGUCUGCUGCCUCGUUUUUAUGAUGUCAAUUUGCAUAUACUCCAGAAUGUUAUGAAGAGUGAUCAGAUUAAUUGCAAUUAAUUGCAAAGUCCUUCUUUGCCAUGAAAAUGAACUUAAUCCCCAAAAAACAUUUCCACUGCAUUUCAGCCCUGCCACAAAAGGACCAGCUGACAUCAUGUCAGGUGAUUCUCUCGUUAACACAGGUGGGAGUGUUGACGAAGACAAGGCUGGAGAUCACGAUGUCAGACUAGAAGCUUUAAAAGGAGGGUGGUGCUUGAAAUCAUUGUUCUUCCUGUGUUAACCAUGGUUACCUGCAAGGAAACACGUGCCGUCAUCAUUGCUUUGCGUAAAAAGGGCUUCACAGGCAAGGAUAUUGCUGCUAGUAAGAUUGCACCUAAAUCAACCAUUUAUCAGAUCAUCAAGAACUUCAAGGAGAGAGGUUCAAUUGUUGUGAAGAAGGCUUCAGGGCGCCCAAGAAAGUCCAGCAAGCGCCAGGACCGUCUCCUAAAGUUGAUUCAGCUGCGGGAUCGGGGCACCAACAGUGCAGAGCUUGCUCAGGAAUGGCAGCAGGCAGGUGUGAGUGCAUCUGCACGCACAGUGAGGCGAAUACUUUUGGAGGAUGGCCUGGUGUCAAGAAGGGCAGCGAGGAAGCCACUUCUGUCCAGGAAAAACAUCAGGGACAGACUGAUAUUCUGCAAAAGGUACAGGGAUUGGACUGCUGAGGACUGGGGCAAAGUAAUUUUCUCUGAUGAAUCCCCUUUCCGAUUGUGUGGGGCAUCCGGAAGAAAGCUUGUCCGGAGAAGACAAGGUGAGCGCUACCAUUAGUCCUGUGUCAUGCCAACAGUAAAGCAUCCUGAGACCAUUCAUGUGUGGGGUUGCUUCUCAGCCAAGGGAGUGGGCUCACUCACAAUUUUGCCUAAGAACACAGCCAUGAAUAAAGAAUGGUACCAGCACAUCCUCUGAGAGCAACUUCUCCCAACCAUCCAAGAACAGUUUGGUGACGAACAAUGCCUUUUCCAGCAUGAUGGAGCACCUUGCCAUAAGGCAAAAGUGAUAACUAAGUGGCUCGGGGAACAAAACAUUGAAAUUUUGGGUCCAUGGCCAGGAAAAUUCCCAGACCUUAAUCCCAUUGAGAACUUGUGGUUAAUCCUCAAGAGGCGGGUGGACAAACAAAAACCUGACAAACUCCAAGCAUUGAUUAUGCAAGAAUGGGCUGCCUUCACUCAGGAUGUGGCCCAGAAGUUAAUUGAUAGCAUGCCAGGGCGUAUUGCAGAGGUCUUGAAAAAGAAGGGUCAACACUGUAAAUAUUGACUCUUUGCAUAAACUUAAUGUAAUUGUCAAUAAAAGCCUUUUUGACACUUAUGAAAUGCUUGUAAUUAUACUUCAGUAUACCAUAGUAACAUCUGACAAAAAUAUCUAAAAACACUGAAGCAGCAAACUUUGUGAAGACCAAUAUUUUUGACCACGACUGUAUAUAAGGUCCCACAUUUGACAGUGCAUGUCAGAGCAAAAACCAAGCCAUGAGGUCAAAGGAAUUGUCUGUAGAGCUCAGAGACAGGAUUGUGUUGAGACACAGAUCUGGGGAAGGGUAUCAAAACGUUUCUGCAGCAGGGCCUCCUGAGUGGCGCAGUAGUCUAAAGCACUGCAUCGCAGUGCUAGCUGUGCCACUAGAGAUCCUGGGUCGAUUCCAGGCUCUGUUGCAGCCGGCCGCGACCGGGAGACCCAUGGGGCGGUGCACAAUUGGCCCAGUGCCGUCCAGGGUAGGGGAGGGUUUGGCCGGCAGGGAUGUUCUUGUCCCAUCGCGCACUAGCGACUCCUGUGCCGGGCAAGGGCGCAGUGCACGCUGACUCGGUCGCCAGGUGUACAGUGUUUCCUCCGGCACAUUGGUGCAGCUGUGUUAAGCGGGCACUGUGUCAAGAAGCAGCUUGGUUGGGUUGUGUUUAGGAGGAAGCACGACUCGACCUUCUCCUCUCCCGUGUCCGUACGGGAGUUGCAGCGAUAGGACAAAACUGUAACUACCAAUUGGAUACCACAAAAUUGACGGUAAAAAAAAGUAUUCUUGGGUAUGACGCUACAUGCUUGACACACCUGUACUUGGGGAGUUCUCCAAUUCUUCUAUGCAGAUCCUCUCAUGCUCUGUCAGGUUGUAUGGGGAGCGUCGCAGCACAGCUAUUUUCAGGUCUCUCGGGUUCUGGUCCGGGUUCUGGCUGGGCCACCUAAGGACAUUCAGAGACUUCUCCGGAAGUCACUCCUGAAUUGUCUUGGCUGUGUGUGCUUAGGGUCGUUGUCCUGUUGAAAGGUGGAGCUUAGCCUCAGUCACAGGUCCUGAGCGCUCUGGAGCAGGUUUUCAUCAAGGAUCUCUCUGCACUUUGCUCCGUUCAUCUUUCCCUCAUUCCUGACUAGUCUCCCAGUCCCUGCUGCUGAAAAACAUCCCCACAGCAUAAUGCUGCCACCACCAUGCUUCACCGUAGGGAUGGUGCCAGGUUUCCUCCAUACAUAUGACACUUGGCAUUCAGGCCAAAUAAUUCAAUGUUGAUUUCAUCAGACCAGAUAAUCUUGUUUCUCAUGGUCAGAGAGUCCUUUUGGUGUCUUUUGCAAACUCCAAGCGAGCUGUCAUGCCUUUUGCUGAAGAGUGGCUUCAGUCUGGCCACUCUACCAUAAAGGUCUGAUUGGUGGAGUGCUGCAGAGAUGGUUGUCCUUCUGGAAGGUUCUCGAAUCUCCACAGAGGACCUCUGUUAAGAUUGACCAUCAGGUUCCUGGUCACUUCCCUGACCAAGGCCCUUCUCCCCCGAUUGCUCCGUUUAGCCGGGCGGCCAGCUCUAGGAAGAGUAUUGGUUGUUCCAAACUCCUUCCAUUUAAGAAAUGGAGGCUACUGUGUUCUUGGGGACCUUGUUCCAAGAUGGCGUAGCAGUGCGGUCGUUUACUCUGUGUCCGUGUAACUAGCCUGUUAAUUCUUUAAUUUUUUUGUCUUUUUCGUAUAUAUUUUCCCUAUAACACUUUUCAUCCUUCUACUAAAUAUACUUUCCUGCAACACGCCUCACUCAAUGUGGAACGGAUUCUAUUAUUGACUUACCUUUUAUUUAGAAUCUCCAGUUGAAUCUAGCUAGCCAGCUAACUAGCUACUUGCUAUUAGCCACCGUUAGUGGUUUUCACCCAGAUCAUCGGAUUUUCUGCCAGAAUAACUGAAUCACUGGACCUUAACACCGGAUCGCAACCAACUCGAACCUUCAGCUCCCUCCACAGAUUUUCUAUGGAAUUAAGGUCUGGAGACUGGCUAGGCCACUCCAGGACUUUAAUGUGCUUCUUCUUGAGCCACUACUUUGUUGCCUUGGCCGUGUGUUUUGGGUCAUUGUCAUGCAGGAAUACCCUUCCACGACCCAUUUUCAAUGCCCUGGCUGAGGGAAGGAGGUUCUCACCCAAGAUUUGACGGUACAUGGCCCCGUCCCUCGUCCCUUUGAUGCAGUGAAGUUGUCCUGUUCCCUUAGCAUAAAAACACCCCCAAAGCAUAAUGUUUCCAUUUCCAUGUUUGACGGUGGGGAUGGUGUUCUUGGGGUCAUAGGCAGCAUUCCUCCUCCUCCAAACACGGCGAGUUGAGUUGAUGCCAAAGAGCUCCAUUUUGGUCUCAUCUGACCACAACAAUUUCACCCAGUUCUCCUCUGAAUCAUUCAGAUGUUCAUUGGCAAACUUCAGACGGGCCUGUAAAUGUGCUUUCAUGAGCAGGGGGAGCUUGCGGGCGCUGCAGGAUUUCAGUCCUUCACGGCGUAGUGUGUUACCAAUUGUUUUAUUGGUGACUAUGGUCCCAGCUGCCUUGAGAUCAUUGACAAUAUCUUCCUGUGUAGUUCUGGGCUGAUUCCUCACCGUUCUCAGGAUCAUUGCAACUCCACGAGGUGAAAUCUUGCAUGGAGCCCCAGGCCGAGGGAGUUGACAGUUCUUUUCUGUUUCUUCCAUUUGCGAAUAAUGGCACCAACUGUUGUCACCUACUCACCAAGCUGCUUGGCGAUGGUCUUGUUGCCCAUUCCAGCCUUGUGUAGGUCUACAAUCUUGUACCUGACAUACUUGGAGUGCUCUUUGGUCUUGGCCAUGGUGGAGUUUGAAAUCUGAUUGAUUGAGAGGGGGUCAAAUACUUAUUUCCCUCAUUAAAAUGCAAAUCAAUUUAUAACAUUUUUGACGUGUUUUUCUGGAUUUUGUUGUUACUCUGUCUCUCACUGUUCAAAUAAACCUACCAUUAACAUUAUAGACUGAUCAUUUCUUUGUCAGUGGGCAAACGUACAAAAUCAGCAGGGGAUCAAAUACUUUUUUCCCUCACUGUACCUCUCUGUCUAACGGACGGGAGUAGCCAACUAACUAGCUACUUGCUAUUAGUCACCGUUAGUGGUUUUAUCACCAUUGUCCAUGGCCUGCACUACCUACCAGCCAGCUCUAGCCUGGACUAUUAUCGGCCAGUCUGCACAGCGCGUUAUCGACCCAGAACAUAUCGGAUUUUCUGCCGGAAUCACUGAAUCAAUGGACCUUUAACUCCGGAUCAUCGCAACUAGCUAGCUGCAACCGAAUGGAUGUUGUGGUUGGCUAACCUUGAGCUAGCCUUGAGUCAGGCCCAUCUCCCGGCUAUCUACCUCUCUGUCAACCGGACGGGACCUCCUAGUGUCGACACGGAGCCCCGCCGAUCCAUCACGACUGGUCUGCCGACGUAAUCGUCUGUGGUUUCAACAGGCUUCCCGUUGCGACGACCACGAAGAUCCAUCUGCUUGCCCCGGCCCGCUAGCACACGCAAUUCAACAGCCAUGCUUCCUGCUCGCCUGUGCUGUAGCACCAAUUCGAACUGCUCUCGGACUCACGUAUUGCUGUUCACUGGACCUUAUGAUCGUUCAGCUGCAGAGCUGAUGCCUGCUGGACUGUUCCUUUACACGGAAUUGAUUGCCCCCCAUCUAUCCUCAGAGUUCAUACUGCUUGGUGACUGGGAUAUGCUUAACACACCGGCCAUCCUACAAUCCAAACUAGAUGCCCUCAAUCUCACACAAAUUAUCAACGAACCUACCAGGUACAACCCUAAAUCCGUAAACAUGGGCACCCUCAUAGAUAUCAUCCUGACUAACUUCCCCUCUAAAUACACCUCCGCUGUCUUCAACCAGGAUCUCAGCGAUCACUGCCUUAUUGCUUGCGUCCGUAACGGGUCCGCGGUCAAACGACCACCCCUCAUCACUGUCAAACGCUCCCUAAAACACUUUAGCGAGCAGGCCUUCCUAAUUGACCUGGCCCAGGUAUCCUGGAUGGAUAUCGAUCUCAUUCCAUCAGUAGAGGAUGCCUGGUUGUUCUUUAAAAGUGCUUUCCUCUCAAUCUUAAAUAAGCAUGCCCAUUAAAAAAAUUCAGAACUAAGAACAGAUAUAGCCCCUGGUUCUCCUCAGACUUGACUGCCCUUGACCAGCACAAAAACAUCCUGUGGCGUACUGCAUUAGCAUCGAAUAGCCCCCGCGAUAUGCAACUUUUCAGGGAAGUUAGGAACCAAUAUACACAAGCAGUUAGGAAAGCAAAGGCUAGCUUUUUCAAACAGAAAUUUGCAUCCUGUAGCACUAACUCCAAAAAGUUUUGGGACACUGUAAAGUCCAUGGAGAAUAAGAGCACCUCCUCCCAGCUGCCCACUGCACUGAGGCUAGGAAACACUAUCACCAUCGAUAAAUCUACAAUAAUCGAGAAUUUCAACAAGCAUUUUGCUACGGCUGGCCAUGCUUUCCACCUGGCUACCACUACCCCGGCCACCAGCUCUGCACCCUCCGCUAUACAACUUGCCCAUGCCCCCCCCCCCACCCCCACCCCCGCUUCUCCUUCACACAUAUUCAGACAGCUGAUGUUCUGAAAGAGCUGCAAAAUCUGGACCGAUACAAAUCAUCUGGGCUAGACAAUCUGGACCCUUUCUUUCUAAAAUUAGCAGCCGAAAUUGUCGCAACCCCUAUUACUAGCCUGUUCAACCUCUCUUUUGUAACGUCUGAGAUCCCCAGAGAUUGGAAAGCUGCCACGGUCAUCCCCCUCUUCAAAGGGGGUGAAACUCUAGAUCCAAACUGUUACAGACCUAUAUCCAUCCUGCCCUGCCUUUCGAAAGGUUUUGAAAGCCAAGUUAACAAACAAUCACCGACCAUUUUGAAUCCCACCGUACCUUCGCCGCUAUGCAAUCCAGUUUCCGAGCUGGUCAUGGUGCACCUCAGCCACGCUCAAGGUCCUAAACGAUAUUAUAACCGCAAUCGAUAAUAGACAGUACUGUGCAGCUGUCUUCAUCGACCUGGCCAAGGCUUUCGACUCUGUCAACCACCGCAUUCUUAUUGGCAGACUAAAUAGCCUUGGUUUCUCAAAUGACUGCCUCGCCUGGUUCACCAACUACUUCUCCGAUGGAGUUCAAUGUGUCAAAUCAGAGGGCCUGUUGUUUGGACCUAUGGCAGUCUCUACGGGGGUGCCACAGCGUUCAAUUCUCGGGCCGACUCUUUUCUCUGUGUAUAUCAAUGAUGUCGCUCUUGCUGCUGGGGACUCUCAGAUCCACCUCUAUGCAGACGACACCAUUUUAUAUACAUCUGGCCCUUCAUUGGACACUGUGUUAACAAACCUCCAAAUGAGCUUCAAUACCAUACAACACUCCUUCCGUAGCCUCCAACUGCUCUUAAACACUAGUAAAACUAAUUGCAUGCUUCUCAUUCGAACGCUGCUGGCACCCGCCCACCCGACUAGAAUCACUACUCUCGGCGGGUCUGACCUAGAGUAUGUGGACAACUACAAAUACCUAGGUGUCUGGUUAGACUGUAAACUAUCCUUACAGACUCACAUUAAGCAUCUCCAAUCCAAAGUUAAAUCUAGAAUCGGCUUCCUAUUUCGCAACAAAGCCUCCUUCACUCAUGCUGCCAAACAUGCCCUCGUAAAACUGACUAUCCUACCGAUCCUUGACUUCGGCGAUGUCAUUUACAAAAUAGGCUCCAACACUCAGCAAAUUGGAUGUAGUCUAUCACAGUGCCAUCCGUUUUGUCACCAAAGCCCCAUAUACUACCCACCAUUGUGACCUGUACGAUCUCGUUGGCUGGCCCUCACUACAUAUUUGUCGCCAAACCCACUGGCUCCAGGUCAUCUAUAAAUCACUUCUAGGCAAAUCCCUGCCUUAUCUUAGUUCAUUGGUCACCAUAGCAACACCCACCCGUAGUAUGCGCUCCAGCAGGUAUAUCUCACUGGUCAUCCCCAAAGCCAACACCUCCUUUGGCCGCCAUUCCUCCCAGUUCUCUGCUGCCAAUGACUGGAACGAACUGCAAAAAUCUCUGAAGCUGGAGACUUAUCUCCCUCACUAACUUUAAGCAUCAGUUGUCAGAGCACCUUACCGAUCACUGCACCUGUACACAGCCCAUCUGAAAUUAGCCCACCGAACUACCUCAUCCCCAUAUUGUUAUUUAUUUUGCUCAUUUGCACCCCUGUAUCUCUAUUUGCACAUAAUCUCUUGCACAUCUAUCAUUCCAGUGUUAAUACUAAAUUGUAAUUAUUUUGCACUAUGGCCUAUUUAUUGCCUUACCUCCAUAACUUGCUAAAUUUGCACACACUGUAUAUAUAUUUGCUGUUGUAUUUUUGACUUUAUUUUGUUUACCCCAUACAGUGAGGGAAAAAAGUAUUUGAUCCCCUGCUGAUUUUGUACGUUUGCCCACUGACAAAAGAAAUGAUCAGUCAAUAAUUUUAAUGGUAGGUUUAUUUGAACAGUGAGAGACAGAAUAACAACAACAACAUCCAGAAAUACGCAUGUCAAAAAUGUUAUAAAUUGAUUUGCAUUUUAAUGAGGGAAAUAAGUAUUUGACCCCCUCUCAAUCAGAAAGAUUUCUGGCUCCCAGGUGUCUUUUAUACAGGUAACGAGCUGAGAUUAGGAGCACACUCUUAAUGGGAGUGCUCCUAAUCUCAGUUUGUUACCUGUAUAAAAGACACCUGUCCACAGAAGCAAUCAAUCAAUCAAAUUCCAAAAUCUCCACCAUGGCCAAGACCAAAGAGCUCUCCAAGGAUGUCAGGGACAAGAUUGUAGACCUGUAGAUGCCGUGAAGGACUGAAAUCCUGCAGCGCCCGCAAGGUCCCCCUGCUCAAGAAAGCACAUAUACAUGCCCGUCUGAAGUUUGCCAAUGAACAUCAGAAUGAUUCAGAGGAGAACUGGGUGAAAGUGUUGUGGUCAGAUGAGACCAAAAUGGAGCUCUUUGGCAUCAACUCAACUCGCCGUGUUUGGAGGAGGAGGAAUGCUGCCUAUGACCCCAAGAACACCAUCCCCACCGUCAAACAUGGAGGUGGAAACAUUAUGCUUUGGGGGUGUUUUUCUGCUAAGGGGACAGGAUAACUUCACCGCAUCAAAGGGACGAUGGACGGGGCCAUGUACCGUCAAAUCUUGGGUGAGAACCUCCUUCCCUCAGCCAGGGCAUUGAAAAUGGGUCGUGGAUGGGUAUUCCAGCAUGACAAUGACCCAAAACACACGGCCAAGGCAACAAAGGAGUGGCUCAAAUUAGAAGCACAUUAAGGUCCUGGAAUGGCCUAGCCAGUCUCCAGACCUUAAUCCCAUAGAAAAUCUGUGGAGGAAGCUGAAGGUUCGAGUUGCCAAACGUCAGCCUCGAAACCUUAAUGACUUGGAGAAGAUCUGCAAAGAGGAGAGGGACAAAAUUCCUCCUGAGAUGUGUGCCAACCUGGUGGCCAACUACAAGAAACGUCUGACCUCUGUGAUUGCCAACAAGGGUUUUGCCACCAAUUAUUAAGUCAUGUUUUGCAGAGGGGUCAAAUACUUAUUUCCCUCAUUAAAAUGCAAAUCAAUUUAUAACAUUUUUGACAUGCGUUUUUCUGGAUUUUUGUUUUGUUAUUCUGUCUCUCACUGUUCAAAUAAACCUACCAUUAAAAUUAUAGACUGAUCAUGUCUUUGUCAGUGGGCAAACGUAGAAUAUCAGCAGGGGAUCAAAUACUUUUUUCCCUCACUGUAUCUGAAUUCUGCCAACUUUAUGUAUGUUCGCCAUUGAAAGUGAAGCUGAGUGUGCUAAGUGUGACCUCUGCUGCUGUUCUCACUUGUCAGGCCCUGUCCCAGUUGACGGAGGCCACCGACCGAGAGAGGGAGCUGCUGCAGCAGAGCUCUGUGCUCCAGGACGAGCUGAGCUCCCUGAGAGCUGAGUUGGAGCGCUCCCGCUUCCACAGUCGCCAGGAGGAGUCCCUCCUUUCCAAGGAGAGCGAGGCGUUGAGGGAGCGCCUAGAGGACGCCCGGCACAACCUCAAACUCAACGAGGAGGCGCUGGCCCAGACGGUCUACCAGUACACCAGCCAGCUGACCACCGUCAAGGCCGAGCUGGCUGUGGCUUCCACAAGGCUGGAGCACGAGCGCCAGGCGAGGGAGCAGCUGGAAGCCGAAGGUGAGUCGGCGAGGACGCGACUGACCGGCGCUCUACAGGAGGCAGAGAGAUGCCAGGCGGCACGCGCCGACGCCGAAAGGGCUCUUCAUCGCGAGCGCGAGGGGCACCAGCGCGCCCAGGACAAGCUUACGGGCGUGGCGGCGAACAAACGCGAGGCGGUGGGCGGACUAUCGCAGAAACUCGCCAAGGCAGAGUCACGUGCAAACGGCCUCGAAAAUGAGGUGCACCGCGUCACAAUGUCGCUUGCUGAGAUGGAGCAUGUGGUCGCCACGCUGCAGAGGGACAGGGAGCAAACUGGGGGGCGGGUGAAGGAGCUUGAGGCAGCUCUACAGGCGGAGAGGGACCAGGCUGGGAGAGUGUGCGCCCGGCAGGAGGCGCUGCAGGAGAGGCUGGCGGCGGCACAGAGCGAGGCCAUGCUGCUGAGGCAACAGUUGGAGGAGGCCCAGAACAAA
Molecule: messenger RNA, 72271 nt
Organism: Coregonus sp. 'balchen'
Lineage: Eukaryota; Metazoa; Chordata; Actinopteri; Salmoniformes; Salmonidae
Source: the annotation of a GenBank genome assembly